AUGACAGAGAAUAAGCUAGCCAUUCUACUGCUAACCAACAAGAGGAACGUGCUAAUAGACAACUGCCACAACUACGCUGGCCCCAUGGAUAAUCUCAAGCUUUCCAUGGCUGAUGAAGAUGACGAGUUCCCCUCUUUACCGGUUACUCCAUGCAAACCUCCAGCCUCCAAAAAACCCAACAUGGACUCUGACAUUGUGGCUACCCUCUCCUUACUCAACUCCAGGUCUGACGCCAUUGAGAAAAUGAUAGGCGCAAACACCGUGGUAAUCGAAGGCUUGAAAAACACCGUUUUUUUUUUGUGUUGAAAUCAAGGAUGUGAAAAUGAGUGGCUAACGUUGAAAAGAGUGUGGAAAAGGUGGAACGGAAGACCAAUGUCUACCAUGGAUGUCUCACUGAUCUGGAGCAAUACACAAGAAGAUGGAACCUGAGACUCUACGGCGUGCCUAAGGUGAAGAGAAGAACAAAGUUGCUGAUACCAUCGACGUUGUGCAUCGCCUCGGCAAGAAGAAACCGCAAAACUAUUCAAGAUCAAGGGGGAUCAUAAUCCUCUUCACCGCCAGAUUCUACAGGGAUGCUGUCUGGAAAGCUGCAAAGAAGAACGCGUUCCUUCAGAGCCACGGUCUGCAUUUCGCCGAGCAUCUUUGCCCGGAGGACAUAGAAAGUAGGAACAAGCUGUGGCCAGCAAUCAAGAAAGCACGAGAGGGAAAGGCUUCCUACUUUGUUGCAGGACGAGGCUUCUUCAACGGUUCGGAAGUCAAUAUUCCUCCCUAGAAUCUUACCAGCAAGAACAGACUGAUGAUUUCAGCCAUGGUAGUCAAAACAUUUUGUACUGACUACCUAACCAGCCUCGGGUGACUAUUUUUCAGACCACUCAGGCACCUCCAAUCAUUUAGGAGCUUUUUCUUGUAUGACCAGACCAAAAAAGCCCUAUUUUGUUUAUACUCAAAUGAGUUUUAUUUUCCUGUUCAAAAAGUUACUGUUUUAAAGGGGCAUACAGGUCUGCUCUGAUUUUACUUUAUACUGUUAUUGUUCUAUUUAUUUAUUAAUGCUUAUUUCCAAGUGAAAGGUCUCAGGAAUAUAUUUGCUUACUAUUUAUUUUAUUUUUCAUGAGCACUUUUCAUAUGCAGUUAAAAUAGUCGGUAUCUCUCUUUUCUUGGUUUUACUCAGAAUAGUCCCUGAUUACACUAAAGAGGGUUUUUAUUCUUGUUUUGGUCUUUAACAUAUUCUUCUGUUGUUGACGUUCAAGAGCUGGUUAACAACUAGCCCAGAGAGUUUAUGAUGUAGGCUUUAAGUGGACUUACUUUAAGUGGACUUACUUUAAGUGGACUUACUUUAAGUGGACUUAAAUGGUGCAUAUCUCAGUUCCUUAUAGCUUACGUUCACUGCUCCUAUGUGGUUUUUGACUCAUCCUACAGUUUAUACUUUUCUAUUCUCUUUGUUGUUUUGUCUUUGUCUAUAGAUUCUCUUAAUGCUAGGGGGUUACAAAACAAUGUGAAGCACAAGGCCUUAUUUUUAUUUGCUAAACAACUUUGAACAGAUUUUUGUUUUUUCCAAGAGUCACAAUUUCCGCUGAUGCCAAUUUCUGGAAGUCACAGUGGGGCAAUGAUAGUUGGCUUUCCCAUGGCUCUGAACGCUCUGCUGGGGUCACUACAAUGAAAAAUACCUUUGGGUCAAAUUCUACACUCGGGACUGUGACCCCUUUGGUCACUUUAUUUGUCUUGUGAUCAGUUACAAUGACAUUAUAUUACUAUAAACCUGUAUGGGUACAACACCAAACAUGAGAAUGAUGAGUUACUUGAAUCUGUAGAGAAACUUAUACUUCAUUGGUUAUCUAAAUUUCCCAAUUCGUUAUUAUUGAUAGGAGGGGACUUAAACAUUUUACUAUGGAUAAUUCAACUGAUAGAUGGCCCCCAGGUAGGCCAACCAAUCAGAAUUUGGAUUUUAUACUUUUUAUGGAAAGGUUUGAUCUUACUGAUAUGGACAGCGAAGGUUUUAUACAAAUCUCCGCUGUUGAAAACUAAAUGUUAGUCUAAAAGUAAUGUGAGAUAAUGUCUAGAUGCUUUUUAUAAUGGAGAUCAAGUUUAUAAAUUGCCUGGCUGGGCGGAUGAGACAGUGGAUUGCACAGUCAAAUGGAACAGAGUAAAUAGGCAUUUUAACAUCAUAGAUUUAGCCGGUGGUAACUUGUGGAAUUAGGUUUUAACCAAUCAGCAUUCCGGAUUAGACCCACCCGUUGUAUAAAGAACAAUGAUCCACAGGUAUUGAUGGAAUUACAACAGAAUUGUACAAGUUAUUCUCUGAACAAGUAGCUCCCUUCCUACUUGAGGUCAUUUUUUAGAGUAUUAAAAACAAUGUUCUCCCUCCUACAAUGAAUCAGGGUUUAAUAACACUGAUUCCUAAGCCUAAAAAGACGUGCUUCUCAUCUAACUGGCUUCCAAUUUGUCUUCUUAAUAAUGACUAUAAGAUAUUAGCCCUACUACUUGCAAAGAGAAUUAAAGAAGUCCUGGAUGAAAUAAUUGAUGAAACAGUCUGGCUUCAUGAGAAACAAGACAUAUCUCUAACAAUAUCAGAUUAGUACUAGACAUAAUUGGCUACUCAGACCUUUUAACCGAGGAUAGCUUUAUAUUAUUUUUAGAUUUUUAUAAAGCAUUUGAAACAGUAGAGCAUCAGUUCCUCUUCCACUCCCUUAAGAAAUGUGGCUUUGGGGACUUUUCCUGUAGGGCUAUUAAGACGAUACGAAGGGUAACAGCUCUAUCAAACUGAAACAUGGCACCUCAUCUAGAUUUGAGUUAAAGAGAGGAAUUAAACAAGGUUGUCUUAUUUCACAGUAUUUGUUUUUAUUAGUCACCCAACUUCUUACAAAUGGUAUUAAUAAAGUCCUGUACAAGGUAUUAUACAAUAAAUGAUUAUAAGCCAGCUGGCUGAGGAUACUACACUUUUUCUGAAAGGUGCUAGUCAGAUUCCCAUGUUGAUCAAUGUGAUAAACAAGAUGCUUUGGAAAAGGAUUCUACACUGAACAAAAAUAUAAACGCAACAUGCAACAAUUUCCAAGAUUUUACUGAGUUACAGUUCAUAUAUGGAAAUCAGUCAAUUGAAAUAAAUAAAUUAGGCCCUAAUCUAUGGAUUUCACAUGGCUGGGAAUAGAGAGAUGCAUAUGUUGGUCACAGAUACUGGACCUUCGCAUAGAGUUGAUCAGGCUGUUGAUUGUGGCCUGUGGAACGUUGUCCCACUCCUUUUCAAUGGCUAUGCAAAGUUGCUGGAUAUUGGUGGGAACUGGAACACGCUGUCAUACACGUCAAUCCAGAGCAUCCCGAACAUGCUCAAUGGGUGACAUGUCUGAGUAUGCAUGCCAUGGAAGAACUGUGACAUUUUCAGCUUCCAGGGAUUGUGUACAGAUCCUUGUGACAUGGGGCCGUGCAUUAUCAUGCUGAAACAUGACGUGAUGGUGGCGGAUCAAUAACACGACAAUGUGCUAUCAAACUGCCAUCGAUAAAAUGCAAUUGUGUUCUUUGUCCGUGCCUGCCCAUACAAAAAACCCACCACCACCAUGGGGCACUCUGUUCACAUUGUUGACAGCAAACUGCUCGCCCACACAACACCAUACGUCUGCCAUCUGCCCAGUACAGUUGAAACCGAGAUUAAUCCAUGAAGAGCACACUUCUCCAGUGUGCCAGUGACCAUCAAAGGUGAGCAUUUGCCCACAAGUCUGUUAUGACGCCGAACUGCAGUCAGGUCAAGACCCUGGUGAGGACGACGAGCAUGCAGAUGAGCUUCCCCGAGACGGUUUCUGACAGUGCCGAAAUUCUUUGGUUGUGCAAACUCUGUUUCAUCAGCUGUCUGGGUGGCUGGUCUCAGACGAUCCCGCAGGUGAAGAUGUCGGAUGUUGAGGUCCUGGGCUGGCGUGGUUACAUCUGGUCUGCGGUUGUGAGGCCGGUUGGAUGUACUGCCAAAUUCUCUAAAAUGACGGAGGCGGCUUAUGGUAAAGAAAUGAACAGCUCUGUUGGACAUUCCUGCAGUCAGCAUGCCAAUCUGUGGCAUUGUGUUGUGUGACACAACUGCACAUUUUAGAGUGGCAUUUUAUUGUCCCCAGCACAUGAUGCACCUGUGUAAUGAUCAUGCUGUUUAAUCAGCUUCUUGAUAUGCCACACCUGUCAGGUGGAAGGAUUAUCUUGGCAAAGGAGAAAUGCUCACUCUCAGGGAUGUGAACAAAUUUGUGCACAGAAUUUGAUUGAAAUAAGUUCUGAGAUCUUUUAUUUCAGCUCAUGAAACAUGGAACCAACACUUUACAUAUUGCGUUUAUAUUUUGGUUCAGUAUAUGUCUUACCAUUUGAAUGCGAACCCAUGGCUGUCAAAGAUUGUGACACCCUCAUAUUAUGGUAUUCCAGUGAAAGAUUAACUUACAUAUACUGUAUUUAGGCAUAACCAUUACUAAGCAUCAGAAGUCUAGAGGCUUACUACAUUCUAUCCCUGUUAUAAACAUUUUUUAAAAAAAAGACGCUAAAGCAAUGGCUACAGCAGGACUUAUCUUUGAAAGGAAGAGUGGUAAUAACCAAGGUUGAGGUUAUCUCUAGAGUAAAAUACGCUGCGCUAUCUAUGUCUUGACAGUAAAAUAAGCAAAAAGAGAGACCAGAUGUUAUCAACUUUCUGUGGUUAAACCGUACACAUUACAUUAGGAAAACUGUUGUAAUGAACACUUAUGAGUAUGGUGGGCUUAAUUUUCUGGACUUCUCUACUUUAAAUAAUACUUUUUAAGAUCCAUUGGAGCUUUAUUCCUCUUCAUGUCUGCUCUACUUUUGUUGGCCUUAACUUCAUGUUGGUUUGCAAUUAUAAUAUUGACAAAGUUCAAGUGAAACUCUGCUUUGCAUCGGCAGGUUGUCUUGUCAUGGUCCUUAAUUUAGAAGCAUCAUUUCUAUCCACGCAGAUAUUAUAUCUGGAAUAAUCGGGACAUAUUGUAUAAAAAUAAGUCUUUGUUUUUAGAAUAUUGGUUCUGAAAUAAUAUCCUGUUGGUGAGCCAACUUGUAAAUGUAGAGGGUCUUUUACUUAAUUAUGAGGAUUUCUUAUAACUUUACAAGAUCCCUGUAAGAUUUUACCUCUGUUAACUCAUCAGUAGGAAAGAUUUUCUUUUUUUCUUUUGGUCCAUACAACAACAGAGCUAUACAGUGCAUUCGGAAAGUAUUCAGACCCCUAUACUUUUUCCACAUUUUGUUACAUUACAGCUUUAUUCUAAAAUUGAUUAAAUUCUUUUUUUCCCUCAUCAAUCUACACACAAUACCCUAUAAUGACGACGUGAAAACAUGUUUUACAAUUAAAAAUAAUUUAAAAAAAUACCUUAUUACAUAAGUAUUCACACCCUUUGCUAUGAGACUCAAAAUUUAGCUCAGGUGCAUCCUGUUUCCAUUGAUCAUCCUUGAUGUUUCUACAACUUGAUUGGAGUCCACUUGUGGUAAAUUCAAUUGAUUGGACAUGAUUUGGAAAGGCACACACUUGUCUAUAUAAGGUCCCACAGUUGACAGUGCAUGUCAGAGCAAAAACCAAGCCAUGAGGUCGAAGGAAUUGUCCGUAGAGCUCCGAGACAGGAUUGUGUCGAGGCACAGAUCUGGGGAAGGGUACCAAAACAUUUCUGCAGCAUUGAAGGUCCCCAAGAACACAGUGGCCUCCAUCAUUCUGAAAUGGAAGAAGUUUGAACCACCAAGACUCUUCCUAGAGCUGGCCGCCCGGCCAAAAUGAGCAAUCUGGGGAGAAGGGCCUCCUGUAGCUCAGUUGGUAGAGCAUGGCGCUUGCAACACCAGGGUUGUGGGUUCGAUUCCCACGGGGGGCCAGUAUGAAAAAUGUAUGCAUUCACUAACUGUAAGUCGCUCUGGAUAAGAGCGUCUGCUAAAUGACUAAAAUGUGAAAUGUAAGGGCGAUGGUCACUCUGACAGAGCUCCAGAGUUCCUCUGUGGAGAUGGGAGAACCUUCUAGAAGGACAACCAUCUCUGCAGCAGUCCAUCAAUCAGGCCUUAAUGGUAGAGUGGCCAGAUGGAAGCCACUCCUCAGUAAAAGGCACAUGAUAGCCCACUUGGUGUUUGCCAAAAGGCACCUAAAGGACUAAGACCAUGAGAAACACAAGAUUCUCUGGUCUGAUGAAACCAAGAUUGAAGUCUUUGGCCUGAAUGCCAAGCGUCACGUCUGGAGGAACUCUGGCACCAUCCCUACUGUGAAACGUGGCGGUAGCAGCAUAAUGCUUUUGGGAUGUUUUUCAGCGGCAGGGACUGGGAGACUAGUCAGGAUCGAGGGAAAGAUGAACAUAGCAAAGUACAGAGAGAUCCUUGAUGAAAACCUGCUCCAGAGUGCUCAGGGCCUUACACUGGGGCGAAAGUUCACCUUCCAACAGGACAACGACCCUAAGCACACAGCCAAGACCACGCAGGAGUGGCUUCGGGACAAGUCUCUGAAUGUCCUUGAGAGGCCCAGCCAGAGCCCGGACUUAAAUGGUUGACCUCCAAUUUCAUAUGCUCCUAUGAACUUCAGAUAGUGGUGCUCAUUGGUCCUUUUAGAUAGAAAUGCCCGGAGUCUUUCAGCAAAUGGUACCCCACGUCCUCUCCUCAAGACCACAUUACUGAAUCCAGGCUCUGUCAUAGCUGGCCGCGACCGGGAGACCCAUGGGGCGGCGCACAAUUGGCCCAGCGUCGUCAAGGGUAGGGGAGGGAAUGGCCGGCAGGGAUGUAGCUCGGUUGGUAGAGCAUGGCGUUUGCAAAGCCAGGGUUGUGGGUUCCAUUCCCACGGGGGGCCAGUAUAAAAAAUAAAUAAUAAUGUAUGCACUAACUGUAAGUCACUCUGGAUAAGAGCGUCUGCUAAAUGACUAAAAUGUAAAUGUAUAAGCAGUGAGAAUGUGCAUUUGGAUCUGAGACAAAAACAAUUGCACCACCAAGGGCUACAUAUCAUGUUCUACUUCAUCUUGUAAACUGGUGACCAGUUUUGAAGGAAUAGCUUAAGUUGCAAACCAGACCUAGGAGCAAGAGCACUAGGUCUGGUGAGGAUGUCAGAUUCUCUUGGCCAGUAGAAAGGGGGAAGCGGAGGGGGUGUUUGGAGUGUGCUCAACUCUCCCAACAAGUCACGAGUUUGAGUAGGUGCGGCUUAAAAUGCGGGCGGGAAUUUUGCGGAAUUAAAUUGGUGUCAUAAUUUAAUAAAAUCGUCAGUCAUAAAGCAGGAAGUGUGUUGGUCGACCAGAAUUAUUAUUUUGCAGAAAAUAGUAAUGUACAUAUAGUUUAUAGAGUUAGAAAGUAGCUUACGUCAACUAAUGGCUGUCUCUAGUCAGUGAGCCGCGAGCAAGCCAGAGCGUAGACUCGUUGCUAGGCAACUCAGACGCAGGCUGCAGGGAGAGAGAGGAGCAGCACGAAGCAGCUAACAGUUAAGCUAGCAACCAAAAAAGUUUCACAGCCUUUCUCUUAUGUUCUACUGGUUUUCAUAUCAACUUUCUUUCGUUGUCCAGAAGCCAAAGGCACAAACAGAUGUUCAUCUCUUGUCACAUGAAACGUCUCUCAUCAGGUGCGUCUUUUAGAACAGUUUUUUCCCGCAAAUUGCAUUUUGGCAAAUGUUUGAAAAUGAUGUAUUCUAUUCUCUGCUUCAUUACAGUAGUUGCAUGUUCAAUAAUAUGAGAGGAUAGGCGUGCUAUUGUCGCAUGUUAUUUAAGCUCUUAAUGAAAAAUGUCCAUUCCUUCCAUGGCACUCAUUUUACUGUUUGGAACUAAUUUAACCGUUUGUUAACCGGUUAAUGGGGUCGGCAACAAAAUUGACCGAAAUCUGCAUCCCUAGUACACACCCCUUGACUUUCUCCACAUUUUGUUGUGUUAAAGCGGAAUUUAAAAUGGAUUAAAUUGAGAUAGUUGUUGUCACUGGCCUACACACAAUACCCCCAAAUGUCAAAGUGGAAUUAUGUUUUUCGAAAUAUUUACACACAAAAAAAAAAAUGUAAAGCUGAAAUGUCUUGAAUCAAUAAGUAUUCAAACCCUUUUGUUAUGGUAAGCUUCCAUAAUGCUUAGGUCACAUAAGUUGCAUGGAAUCACUCUGUGUUCAAUAAUAGUGUUUAACAGGAUUUUUGAAAGACUACGUCAUCUCUGUACCCCACACAUACAAUUAUCUGUAAGGUAACUCAGUCGAGCAGUGAAUUUCAAACACCGAUUCAACCACAAAGACCAGGGAGGUUUUCCAAUGCCUCGCAAAGAAGGGCACCUAUUGGUAGAUGGGUAAAAAAAAAAAAAAAGACAUUAAAUGUCCCUUUGAGCAUGGUGACGUUAUUAAUUCAUUAAUUAAAACAGUUAGUUUAAUGGCUGUGAUAGGAGAAAACUGAGGAUGGAUCAACAACAUUGUAGUUACUCCACAAUAAUAACCUAAAUGACAGAGUUAAAAGAAGGAAGCCUGUACAGAAUACAAAUAUUCCAAAACAUGCAUCCUGUUUGCAAUAACGUACUAAAGUAAAAAUGCAAAACAUUUAGCAAAGAAAUUAACUUUAUAUCCUGAAUACAAAGCGUUAUGUUUGGGGCAAAUCCAAUAAAACACAUUACUGAGUACCACUCCAUAUUUUUAAGCAUAGUGGUGGCUGCAUCAUGUAAUGGGAAUGCUUGUAAUCGCUAAGGACUGGGGAGUUUUUUAGGAUAAAAAGGAAACGGAAUGGAGCUAAGCACAGGCAAAAUCCUAGAGAAACUUGUUUGUCUGCUUUCCAAUAGACACUGGGAGACAAAUUCACCUGUCAGCAGGAAAAUUACUUAAAACACAAGGCCAAAUCUACACUGGAGUUGCUUACCAAGAAGACGGUGAAUGUUCCUGAGUGGCCGAGUUACAGUUUGGAUUUAAAUCUACUUGAAAAUCUAUGGCAAGACCUGAAAAUUGUUGUCUAGCAAUGAUCAACAACCAAUUUGACAGCGCUUGAAUAUUUAUUUUAAAGAAUAAUGGGCAAAUGUUGCACAAUCCAGGUGUGGAAAGCUCUUAGAGACUUACACAGAAAGACUCACAGCUGUAAUCGCUGCCAAAGGUGCUUCUACAAAGUAUUGAUUCAGGUGUGUGAAUACUUAUGAAAAUGAGAUAUUUAUCCAUUUUGAAUUCAGGCGGAUUGUUUCCUGUAGUCCACAAUCCGCUCCUUUUGUCUUGCUGACGUUGAGGGAGAGGUUGUUGAACUAGCACCACACUACCAGGUCACUGACCACCUCCCUAUAUGCUGACUCAUUGUUGUCGGUGAUCAGGCCUUCCACCGUCGUCAUCAGCAAACGUAAUGAUUGUGUUGGAGUCGUGCGCGGCCACGCAGUUGUGGGUGAACAGGGAGUACAGGAGGAGACUAAAGACGCACCUCUAAGGGGCCGCCGUGUUGAGGGUCAGCGUGGCGGACAGGGCCUAAAAUGUUAUUUUUGUUCCACCAGCCGCUGUGUUAAGUAGAUUUUAAAAAUCUACCAGCCACUCAGAUUUUUGAACCAGCCAAAGUAUUUUUGUUCGCAAUAAUUACACUAACAAAACACAAAAAAACAGAUGAGCAUGCUUUGUAAUGUUUCUAAAACAAUAAAUGUAUAACUAUUAAGAAAUAGUGGUAUAUUGUUUAAUUUCAUAUCGUUUUUUGUGACCAAAGUCUUUUAACCAAAAUAUCACAGAUAAGACAAACAUUUUCACCUGCCCCUUUAAGGGUGGGAGGUUACCGUGGUAACGCAACUCCAGUCAUGUUUGUGCCAGUGAGAUUGAGUGUCUGACUGGUAGCACAUUGUCUUCUCUUCCCUAGCAGUUGAAACUCAAACAUUGAAAAACUACCUAGCAUUUGAAUAAAACAAUGUAAAUAGCCAAGAAACACAAGGACAAAGUCUCACUUCAGUAGACUUUUGUUUCAAGUAAAUUAGACCAACUUUUAUGCCUGUACGCAGCGCUUCUAAAAAUGUAUCUUUCAACUCCUUCAGUGUUGCAGCGCGAGGUGGGAUAGGCUAUAGGAUUUGUAGUUCUUUGACUUUGUGCGAUCAAUUUACCAGAUAUGAAACAAAAUGGCAGAAAUACUUUGAAAACAGCUACUGCAGAAUUUGUUUUCCUAUAAAUGUGAUCAUACUUGACUAUUUUUAUUCACAAAUGUGAGUGAAAUGUUUGCACGGUGGAGCCCUGACCAACCGCAAAUGUGGAAGGUGAAGUAGAAAAUCUACCCACAUUUGACAGGUGGAGGGUGUUCAUUUUAGGCCUUUGUGGCGGAUGUGUUGUUUCCUCCCCUCACCAUCUGGGGGCAGCCUGUCAGGAAGUCCAGGAUCCAGUUGCAGAGGGAGGUGUUAAGUCCCAGGGUCCUAAGCUUAGUGAUGAGCUUGGAGGGCACUAUGGUGUUGAACGCUAAGCUGUAGUCAAUGAACAGCAUUCUCGCAUAGGUGUUCCUCUUGUCAAGGUGGGAGAGGGCAGUGUGGCGUGCAAUAGAGAUUGCAUCAUCUGUGGAUCUGUUGGGGCUGUAUGCGAAUUGGAGUGGGUCGAGGGUGUCUGGGAUGAUGGUGUUGAUGUGAGCCAUGACCAGCCUUUCAAAGCAUUUCAUGGCUACAGAUGUGAGUGCUACGGGGUGAUAGUCAUUUAGAUAGGUUACCUUGGUGUUCAUGGGCACAGGGACUAUGGUGGUCUGCUUGAAACAUGUAGGUAUUACAGACUGGGUCAGGGAGAGGUUGAAAAUGUCAGUAAAGACACUUGCCAGCUGGUCAGCACAUGCUCUGAAUACGCAUCCUGGUAAUCCGUCUGGCCCUGCGGCCUUGUGAAUGUUAACCUGUUUAAAGGUCCUACUCACAUUGGCUACGGAGAGUGAGAUCACACAGUUGUCCGGAACAGCUGGUGCUCUCAUGCAUGGUUCAAUGUUGCUUGCCUUCGAAGCGAGCAUAGAAGGCAUUUAGCUCGUCUGGUAGGCUCGCGUCACUUGGCAGCCCGUGGCUGAGUUUCCCUUUGUUAUCCGGGAUCGUUUGCAAGCCCUGCCACAUCCGACGAGCGUCAGAGCCGGCGUAGUCAGAUUCGAUCUUAGUCCUGUAUUGACACUUUGCCUGUUUGAUGGCUCGUCGGAGGUCGUAACGGUAUUUCUUAUAAGUGCCCAGAUUAGUGUCCCGCUCCUUGAAAGCGGCAGCUCUUUAGCUCAGUGUGGAUGUUGCCUGUAAUCCAUGGCUUCUGGUUGUGAUAUACAGUCACUGUGGGGACGACGUCGUCGACGCACUUAUUAAUGAAGCCGUUGACUCCUCAAUGUUAUCGGAUUAAUCCCGGAGCAUAUUCCAGUCCUGUAGUUUAGCAUCCGCUUAAUCGGAUCACUUCCAUAUUGAGCGCGUGACUGGUACUUCUUGUUUUGAGUUGUUGCUUGUAAGCAGGAUUCAAGAGGAUAGAGUUAUGGUCAGAUUUGCCAAAGGGAGGGUGAGGGAGAGCCUUUUAUGUAUUUAUGUGUGUGGCAUAAAGCUGAUCUAGAGUUUUUUUUGCCUCUAGUUGCACAGGUGACAUGUUGGUAAAACGGAUUUUAGUUUCCCUGCAUUAAAAUCACCGGCCACGAGAAGCACUGCAUCUGGAUGUGCAUUUUCUUGUUUGCUUAUGGCCCUAUACAGCUGGUUGAAUCCGGUCUUAGUGCCAGCAUCGGUUUGUGGCAGUAAAUGGCGAGCUAUGAAAAAAAAUUGAUAAACUCUGUUCGCAAAUAGUAGGUAUUCUAACUCCGGCGAGCAAAAACUAGAAACUUCCUUAACAACAGCUGGUGCGCAACCUCUAAUGUUAACAAAGAAAUGCUAGAACUUCUACAGACAUGGAGCAAUGGUACAUUGUGGGAGGCAUCCCAUGUGUCUAGAGACGAAUCUGACAAUGUUGGUCUUUUACCCAUAGUGGACGAUAAUUCCACCAAUAACGAUAUUGAAUAAAUGUGAUCAAAAAAUGAUAUCUCAUGCUUAUCUGAACACAUGCGGCCAUUCUCAUAAUGUCGUUAUUGUCACAAUGUAAGAAAUCAACAGUUGAAGCAUAUUUCUUGGACAUUUGCUCUUUUGGAUGGCAAUUUUCGUGCUGUAAAACAGUUUAUCUGCAGAUGUACCAGUAUCGGAAGGUUUUGUUGCAAAAAAACCAUAUAGUUCAGGCUCUAAUAUGAACUCGGUCACUGGUUCGAAUAGCUUUCAGACUUGUGUUGAAAUGGGCAGUCUCUCAUGUCUACUCACUUGAUAUUGAUCGCCUCUGGCCCUUGUUACAGCAUAUAGCCAGUCUCCCCUCUCCGUGUGAGCCAAAGAUAACUUGCUGACGAAUAUGAUCCUAACUACUACUGUCAGGUACAGUCACGUUUCUGAGCUUUCAUUCGUCUGAUAGCUGCUCUCUCUCCCUCAAGCCUGAUAUCUUAGCCUUUUAAGGAGAAGCAACAGACUCUGGGCAGAGCGUAUGGGAAGGCUGUGACCUCCUGUUCCUAGAGAAAGUAGUCGUUUUUGGUUUUCUGCCGAGAGAGCGAGAUCCGUAAGAAAAUGCCUUAGUGAGGACGGACACUUUGCUUUUAAUACGGCAUGUCUAAGCCAGCAGAUCCACCAUUUGAGGAACAGCAUACUGAAUUCCUCUAAGAUAUGUAAAUAUUUUCAUGUAUCAUCUUGAUUCACAGAAUUUGCCUGCGCCAGAACAUUUUUCUUCGAAGUAGAACAUUUUGUUUAGGCCUAAUCCUCAUGACGGCUAUAAGCAGUAGCAAAGCAAACAGGCCCAGAACCUGGGUUGGUGACACACAGGGGCCAUAGAAUACUUUCUAGGAAUCCAUUCAUGCACUUAGUUCACCUGAAUUAGAAAAUGUACCUGUCUUGAAGUAACAGGUCAGUAAUGGGUCCUACUCUUGGUGCAGGUUCAAGUGUGAACUGUGAAGUUUAAACGUUUGUUUGUGAACCAGAAAGUUAUUCCAGAGGUAGGUUACUUUUCAAUAGUUUAUCCAUGCACCUGUUUCUAAUCCCUCAAUAACAUUGUAAUUAAUGGGCUGGAUGUUGUCCUAUGAACACAAAGUAGGCCUAUGUGUGAGUCUACGAGAGCAUAUUCUGUGUCCUUGUAUCACAAUUUGUAGUGGUCUGGUAUUGAAUCCUGGUUGUUGGGCUCUUUUUAGAUCAUAAAGAAUAGCAUUCCUUCAUCUUCUCUGGGAGUCCAGGCUUCCGGGUUGUAUUUUGAGUAGAGCCAGACUGAUAUAUCAGUUGACCGGUAUUAUCGGCCGAUAUUGGCCCAUUUGUGUUGUCUUUUACCCGAUAUAUCGUAUCAGUUUUUAUACAAUCAAUAUUUAUGUAGGAUGACCCCAAAAAUAUUAUGCUAAUUAGAGCACUUUAAAAUGUACUGAUAAUCUGAUAUUAGAUAUUGAGGCCCACCUCCUUUACUUAAACACCACCUGCAACUAGAUUCAAUGCUUUUUACAUGAGAUGUCUGAAAGAACCGGGCCAAUAUGAUGACAUUCUUGGAUUUACCAGUUAAAAUAAUCGGAUGAUACACAGAAAAACAGAGCUCCGAAUGAGAAUGAAAGAACCACAUGGUGAAAACAACAACAAUACAGCCUCACGGUGAGAGUUCUUUUUUUCAACAAUUAUGUAAUUACAAGUUGGCUUCCUCCUCAGCUUUUAGCUGUUUUAAUAGUGCAGGAGACCCUGACACUCACCAGUUUGUCUUUGAAAGCCCGGGCUUUGCAAGAGGAUGGUGGCAUCCUGUGCUUUUUAGCUCUGCUCAUCAGUAGCUUUUUGUAUUCCUGAAGAGGCUGACUCGACUUCCCCCUCUCACUUGCUGGAGAAGUGGAACUCUUGCUCUGAGCAUGAGCUUUCAUUACCCCCCCUCGGUCUUCUGUGACAGCUUGCUGGUGCUGCCUGGCUGGGCUCGCCAAAGAGAAAAUGUCCGGAAGCCUUGAGGGAGGACGUAAACCUAGAGGGCGUGCACGCUUAGAUUGGUCUCUUUACUAGUUGAAACAUAAUAUAGUGGGGGUCUCUAGUGCCUUUUCACACUACUGUAUGUUUCACUACUGAUUUUGUUUAAUGGAUCCCCAUUUAGCUUUUGCAGAAAUAGCAGCUACUCUUCCUGGGGUCCACAAAAAAACACAAAACAUGACAAGUAACAAACACUGAUAGUCCCACAUGUAAAAUACAACGAUAUACAAACAAUACAUCAUUAAAAAAAAUAUAUAGUGUUAUGAAACCAUUUUUGUCCAAAUGUGUUUGUUGAAUAUUUUAUUGAAUGGAUAUAAUGGGCCUGGUGUCUAGAGUGAAAGAUGGCAUGAUAUGAGGGACAGGAAAUGAAUGGUCCACCUUCACGGUCGCCCCCGGUCACCUCCCAGCUAUUAGAUAUAGGGAUGAACAUUGUGUUGAAAUUCUGAAAUAACUCCCUGAACAUCAGUUCAAUAUUGAAAUCUAGCACCUAGGUAAUGUUUUUUGUCAUAGCAUUCUUCUAUAAAACAUUAUCUAUGCACAUCACUUUUUACUCUUUGAAAAACAUUGUUGAUUCAAAUCUCUACUCAACCUUCAUAAAGAACGCUUUUCAGAGUGCUGAAAUGGAAUUGUGUUCAUAGUUAUGUAAUUGAUCAAUCAACAUGGAAAAAAACAUAGUCCCAGGCAGCGUUCAUGUAGUAUGAUGCUACUGUAAUCACUUAGGCCUAUCUAAAGUACAUUUUGCUUAACAAGGCGUGUGUCUGUCUGUCUUUGUGUUUGGUGUGCGCACAUGGGUGUGUGUGAAAUCUACAUCCACAGGGCUUUACAGUGCAACCAUUUUACUCGCAUAUACGCCUUAAAUGUUUUGCUGUGCGACCUGAAAUUUUGCGCCUAAACAAAUGAAGGAUUCUAGCUGUAUUACCUCAAAUAUUUUUCAUUGUGCUCCCAAAUUUCUCUGUGUGCUUACAUUUUUCAAAUUAGGCGCACACAUGCUCCUUGUAAAAAAAGGUUAGCGUAGAGCCCUGAUCCAUUUUUGUUUAAAACUGCCAUUCCUUCAAUCGCAAGUGCAAGAGGGCACAUAUUUUCUUGAAAUUGAUGCCAAUGUAUUUGUUAUGGCAGGUUUGAUAGAGUCAGACCUUAUGGAAUCCAAGUUGUUCUGAUUUAGAUUAAUAGACCAGCACUUUUCACCCAACAGCUACAGUGAGGGGAAAAAAGUAUUUGAUCCCCUGCUGAUUUUGUACGUUUGCCCACUGACAAAGAAAUGAUCAGUCUAUAAUUUUAAUGGUAGGUUUAUUUGAACAGUGAGAGACAGAAUAACAACAAAAAAAUCCAGAAAAACGCAUGUCAAAAAUGUUAUAAAUUGAUUUGCAUUUUAAUGAGGGAAAUAAGUAUUUGACCCCCUCUCAAUCAGAAAGAUUUCUGGCUCCCAGGUGUCUUUUAUACAGGUAACGACCUGAGAUUAGGAGCACACUCUUAAAGGGAGUGCUCCUAAUCUCAGUUUGUUACCUGUAUAAAAGACACCUGUCCACAGAAGCAAUCAAUCAAUCAGAUUCCAAACUCUCCACCAUGGCCAAGAUCAAAGAGCUCUCCAAGGAUGUCAGGGACAAGAUUGUAGACCUACACAAUGCUGUAAUGGGCUACAAGACCAUCGCCAAGCAGCUUGGUGAGAAGGUGACAACAGUUGGUGUGAUUAUUCGCAAAUGGAAGAAACACAAAAUAACUGUCAAUCUCCCUCUGCCUGGGGCUCCAUGCAAGAUCUCACCUCGUGGAGUUGCAAUGAUCAUGAGAAUGGUGAGGAAUCAGUCCAGAACUACAUGGGAGGAUCUUGUCAAUGAUCUCAAGGCAGCUGGGACCAUAGUCACCAAGAAAACAAUUGGUAACACACUAUGCCGUGAAGGACUAAAAUCCUGCAGCGCCCGCAAGGUCCCCCUGCUCAAGAAAGCACAUAUACAGGGCCAUCUGAAGUUUGCCAGUGAACAUCUGAAUGAUUCAGAGGAGAACUGGGUAACAGUGUUGUGGUCAGAUGAGACCAAAAUCGAGCUCUUUGGCAUCAACUCAACUCACCGUGUUUGGAGGAGGAGGAAAGCUGCCUAUGACCCCAAGAACACCAUCCCCAUCGUCCAACAUGGAGGUGGAAACAUUAUGCUUUGGGGGUGUUUUUCUGCUAAGGGGACAGGACAACUUCACCGCAUCAAAGGGACGAUGGACAGGGCCAUGUACCGUCAAAUCUUGGGUGAGAAACUCCUUCCCUCAGCCAGGGCAUUGAAAAUGGGUCGUGGAUGGGUAUUCCAGCAUGACAAUGACCCAAAACACACAGCCAAGGCAACAAAGGAGUGGCUCAAGAAGAAGCACAUUAAGGUCCUGGAGUGGCCUAGCCAGUCUCCAGACCUUAAUCCCAUAGAAAAUCUGUGGAGGGAGCUGAAGGUUUGAGUUGCCAAACGUCAUCCUCAAAAUCUUAAUGACUUGGAGAAGAUCUGCAAAGAGGAGUGGAACAAAAUCCCUCCUGAGAUGUGUGCAAACCUGGUGGCCAACUACAAGAAACGUCUGACCUCUGUGAUUGCCAACAAGGGUUUUGCCACCAAGUACUAAGUCAUGUUUUGCAGAGGGGUCAAAUACUUAUUUCCCUCAUUUAAAAUGCAAAUACAUUUAUAACAUUUUUGACAUGCGUUUUUCAGGAUUUUUUUGUUGUUAUUCUGUCUCUCACUGUUCAAAUAAACCUACCAUUCAAAUUAUAGACUGAUCAUGUCUUUGUCAGUGGGCAAACGUACAAAAUCAGCAGGGGAUCAAAUACUUGUGUUGGAAGUACAGAAAUGUGGAAGCACAAAGUGCUUCUGUACCUACAAUUUUGAACCUCAUUUUUUGUUGGUAUCGUACAUUUUUUGCACAGCCGAGUUAAGUCUCCUCUCCGCCUCAACACCCUUUCCUAAAUAAACCUACAUAGUCCCACCUCUACCAUGAGAUACACAGGAGGUUGGUGGCACCUUAAUUAGGAGGACAGGCUCAUAGUAAUGGCUGGAACGGAAUAAAUUGAAUGGUUUCCCUGUAGCUCAGUUGGUAGAGCAUGGUGCUUGCAAUGGUAGGGUUGUGGGUUCGUUUCCCACGGGGGGCCAGUAUGAAAAUGCAUGCACUCACUAACUGUAAGUCGCUCUGGAUAAGAGCGUCUGCUAAAUGACUAAAAUGUAAAUGUGAAAUGUUUCCAUGGGUUUGAUACCAUUCCAUUUACUCCAUUCCAGACAUUAUUAUGAGCCUUCUUACCCUCAGUAGCCUCCUGUGAUGAGAUAGUAUUUCAUGUCAUAGAAAGGUCAUACAUACACCAACACCUUAGGAUGUAUCAUGUUAAACCCGAGUUUCACUUAUUCUAGUCUCUUUAAUUUCUCCAUGGAGUGAGUACAUAGUGUGUGACCACAUCUCUCUGUGUGUGUUCUUUUAGGCUACCAAGCAGUUUCUGGAGGAAAUCAACAAGUGGACCACACAGCAUGGAGUGUCCCCUCUGUCCUGGGAAGUGGCUGUCAAGUUCCUCAUGGCGCGCAAGUUCGACGUGCUCAGAGCCAUCGAGCUCUUCCACAGCUACAGGGUGGGUGUGUGUGUGUGUGUGUGUGUGGUGCCAGUGGUGGCUGGUAACUUGUGAAGUUGGGAGGAUGAUUAUUUUGAACUAAACUUUUUAGGAGGGUUAAUUUUAUUUAAAAUGUUUUAUUUUUCCUACAUUUUGAGGGGGACCAUCCUCUUCCUCCCUGGAAGAGCCUCUUCUGGCCACAUGCAGGUGUAUGUUUCCGGUCAUGUGUAUGUGUACAUGUCGGCAUGCAAGCAUGUUUGUGGAGUGAUAACACAACCAAAUUGCACAUUUUUCUUUUUCAGUCUACACUAUUUUUAACAAGCCAUGGACACAUUUGCUGAAAACAAAAUGGCCAAAGUAGAUUCACCAGAAAAUCCAGUCCAGACGCACACACACACACACACACACACACACACUGGCCCCCUACACACACAACACAUGCUUUCUGCAGAAAGAUUUACCUGUAUUGUCAAUAAGCUCAUGGGGGAACGUGACAUUACAAGCACUACCCAUUCCACUCCUAAGGCUUGGCAGACUUUUGAAAAAUGAAUUAACUUUCCCUCUGGGGAAAAAUAGAUGAGUUCAUCUAUUUUUAAAGGGUGACUGCACUUCCUGAUUUGGCCUUGUUUUUCAUCAAUGCUUAUUAAGACAUGCUAGCGGCCAUGACUAAAGGGAAACGAGUUGUCUUGGGGGUAUGGUUUGAUGUGGGUGUUUCUUGGGUGUGUCUUUGCCAUUCAAUCAAAACAAACACGGGCAGUAGUGAGCACAGCCAGGUAAAGUAAGCUAAGCUAGCUUUGCUAUGGAGAGAUCGAAGUUUGGAAGUUGAGGACUUCUCUCAUCCUGACUGACUCGCCAUCUCAAGAUGGUCAGCUAAUUAAGUUCUAUGUGUAGGCUAAAGCCUGCUCUGACCUUGUGUUUUAAGCAAGCUGACAGCAGCUAGAAAGCAUAGCUUGGUGAUAGUUGCAGCUGGCUGAUAUUUCUGGUAAAUCAGUUAUAGCAAGAUAGCCAGUGUUUCGAAUGUGUUUCAUAAGACACUCGUUCUACAACACCUUGCUACGAAAGUAGCUUGCAACUUAGUUUCAACGUUUCAUCACGUCAUGUAAAUAAUUUACAUGUUACUGUGGAAACUGUAUGAACUGCGAGUUGAAUGACCGCGGGUCUUCAGGCAGCUCAGCUGUCCUACAACACAAUAUUCAAUAACUGGCUAGUUUUGUCCCGUCUCUCCUUAUGUCUGCUGUUAGAUCUUUCCCGGGAGACAAAUCCCAGAACUACUCAUAUCCGUACAACAGGUGUAGGCUACAUGUGGACAUUGCACAAAACAUCGCCCAGCUUGUGUGUAGAUACAUUUCUCAACUAAAAAUGGAUGUGUGUUCAUGUUACAAAGACCAAACAUUUGAUGGUGUAAAUAUCAUAUUGAUGUGCUUUACCUGACACCUAGUGUCAUGACUUGGUCGUAACCAUGUCAUAAUAUGUCAUAACAGCUGACAUAACCUGUCAUAAUAUGGUCAUAACACUGUCAUGACACACAUUAUGCCUGUUGUGACAUAUGGUGUUAUUUUAUGGCUGGUUAUGACACCUAUAUAAGAGUGUCAACCUACCACCCAAGGCAAAACAUUCUAUUACACCAUAGCCUACUUGUCAAUAGUAUUUUUAUGUUAUAUCACAUUUUCUGAAAUUGACCAUAGUAAAUGAUUAUUGUAAUCCUGCACACAUUGCUGUCAGACAUGCACCUACCCCAAUGCUUUGUUGCUGAUGACUGGGAUGCAAGAGAAGAUUUCAAAAGUAUAACAAGACACCCCCUGAUGCAAAUGAGAUGAAUGCUACCACUAUUCAUGGCUUUAUUAUGUGUGCCUGCGUCAGCGACAUAGGCUACAGAAAAAUAGCCAUGCAUCCCAUGUAUUUUGCCAGGCAAUGUCGACAUUAUUCUCACAUACAGUACUUUAGAAUGUAAUCAUACAUUGAAUAUCAAUGCAUUGGCAAGGCCUAAAAAAAUUCAUUAUUCUUAAAGUGGUAAUGACCUACUUUUUUUUAACACGUUGCAUGCUUUUUUGGGGGAGGGGGGUUCUACUGUAUAUUACGCCCUAUAUGUACAAUUAUUUAAAUUAUACAAUUGUAUAACACUGAGGCCCUUCAAUUACAAUUAAGUGUUUGAAAAGUCCCUGAAAGUCCUUGAAUUUGACUUGCCAAUGUCUGUAUGAACCCUGCUUAAAGGAUGUAUAGUCCUAGACCUAUGUUGUUGUAUAGGUGGAGUUAUGGGCUAAUUUGCAUAUUCAGUGCAUUCGGAAAGUAUUCAGACCGCUUGACUUUUUCCGCAUCACAGCCUUAUUCUAAAAUGGAUUAAAUACAAAUUUUUCCUCAUCAAUCUACACACAAUUUUUACAUAUUUGUUGAAAAUAAAACACAGAUACCUUAUUUACAUAAGUAUUCAGACCCUUUGCUAUGAGACUAAAAAUUGAGCUCAGGUGCAUCCUGUUUCCAUUGAUCAUCCUUGAGAUGUUUCUACAACUUGAUUGGAUUCCACCUGUGGUAAAUUCAAUUGAUUGGACAUGAUUUGGAAAGGCGCACACACCUGUCUAUAUAAGGUCCCACAGUUGACAGUACAUGUCAGAGCAAAAACCAAGCCAUGAGGUCGAAGGAAUUGUCUGUAAAGAUCAGAGACAAGAUUGUGUCGAGGCACAGAUCUGAAGAAGGGUACCAAAACAUUUCUGCAGCAUUGAAGGUCCCCAAGAACACAGUGGUCUCCGUCAUUCUGAAAUGGAAGAAGAUUGGAACCACCAAGACUCUUUGGCCACCCGGCCAAAAAAAGCAAUUGGGGGAGAAGGGCCUUGGUCAGGGAGGUGACCAAGAACCCGAUGGUCUCUCUGACAGAGCUCCAGAGUUCCUCUGUGGAGAUGGGAGAACCUUCCAGAAGGACAACAAUCUCUGCAGCAAUCCACCAAUAAGGCCUUUAUGGUAGAGUGGCCAGAUGGAAGCCACUCCUCAGUAAAAGGCACAUGACAGUCCACUUGGCGUUUGACAAAAGGCACCUAAAGGGUUCUCCGACCCAUGAGGAAAAAAUAUUCUCUGGUCUGAUGAAACCAAGAUUGAACUCUUUGGCCUGAAUGCCAAGCGUCACGUCUGGAGGAAACCUGGCACCAUCCCUAUGGUGAAGCAUGGUGGUGGCAGCAUCAUGCUGUGGGGAUGUUUUUCAGCGGCAGGGACUGGGAGACUAGUCAGGAUCGAGGAAAAUAUGAACGGCGCAAAGUGCAGAGGUCCUUGAUUUUAAAAAAACUGCUCCAGAGCGCUCAGGACCUCAGACUGGGGCAAAGGUUUACCUUCCAACAGGACAACGACCCUAAGCACACAGCCAAGACAACACAGCAGUGGCUUCGGGACAAGUCUCAAUGUCCUUGAGUGGCCCAGCCAGAGCCCAGACUUGAACCCGAUCUAAUAUCUCUGGAGAGACAUGGAAAUAGCUGUGCAGCAACACUCCCAAUCCAACCUGACAGAGCUUGAAUGGGAGAAACUCCCCAAAUACAGGUGUGCCAAGCAUGUAGCGUCAUACCCAAGCCUUACAGCCUUGAGGCUGUAAUCGCUGCCAAAGGUGCUUCAACAAAGUACUGAGUAAAGGGUCUGAAUACUUAUGUAAAUGGAAUAUUUCUGUUUUGCUAAACUUCCUAAAAACCUGUUUUUGCUUUGUCAUUAUGGGGUAUUGUCUGUAGAUUGAUGAAGGGAAAAAAACAAUUUAAUCCAUGGGUAUGCUUGUCAUCGGCAAGGACUAAUACGUUUUUUAGGAUUAAAAACUAAAUGGACCUAAGCACAAGCAAAAUCCUAGAGGAAAACGUGGUUCAGUCUGCUUUCCAACAGACCCUGGGAGACAAAUUCACCUUUCAGCAGGACAAUAGCCUAAAACACAAGGCCAAAUAUACACUGGAGUUGCUUACCAAGACGACAUUGAAUGUUCAUGAGUGGCCUAGUACGUUUUUUAAAAACUUACAUUGGCUUGAAAAUCUAUGUCAAGACUUGAAAAUAGUUGUCUAGCAAUGGUCAACAACCAACUUGACAGAGCUUGAAGAAUUGUUUUAAGAAUAAUGUGCAAAUAUUGUACAAUCCAGGUGUGCAAAGCUCUUACAGACUUUCCCAGAAAGAUUCACUGCUGUAAACGCUACCGAAGGUGAUUCUAACAUGUAUUGACUUUUCUUUUUCAUUAGUUUUUUUAACAAAUUCCACUUUGACAUUACAGAGUAUUUUGUGUAGAUUGUUGACAAAAAAAUUACAAUUUAAAUCAAUUUGAAUCCUACCUUGUAACACAUCUAAAUCUGGAAAUAGUCAAGGGAUGUGAGUACUUUCUGAAGGCACUGUAUCUACUUAGCUAAUGUACUCACCAACACCAGUGGUUUGACAGUUUACAGGCAGCAGAAGUGACCAUGUUGCAUGUAAUCCAUUCCAAUCCUGGCCAUCUGGCAAUAUUAUUGAAAUGCAUUGCAAGUUAGCACCAACUUUAUGGAAGCCCAUUUUCACUCCCAUUUGCGCGUUGCACCCAUAAGCAGACUUGACAACAAAUAUCCAAAUGACAGCUUGGGUGGACCACAAGGUGUUGUCUCUGGGCAAUUGGGCAUCAUUUGGCAAAAGUGGGCAUGAAAGUAAUCCAUACCCAACUCUCCAGUAAAUCGUGACGAACUCUCAAAACUCAGUUUUGGAUGAGACUGACUUAAUGACCAAAAUGAUCCUAUUUACACUUUGUAGUACAUUUUGACACUAAUUUGUUUCUGACUCAUAUCGAUGCCACAUAGGUUAAAACCAAAUAAAUUGGUUCUAAGGGGCAGUUGACCUUUAAGUAAUCCUCUAUUUGGAUGGUGCUGUGUUUAGUCACUGUGUGGACAAAGUGCUCUUUAACUGUUGAACACAAAAUGGGACUUAGCCGUUCCAAUCCACCACAGCAAAUGGAAAGUUCCCAAACGUCUUGUUCUCCCUCUAAUUGCCUGAAUAGCAGCAGGACGUGGCUAGAUUUUGCUGCCUCCAUUAAGUCACUUUAUCAGAGGUUUUUGUUAUUUGAGUGGUGGUUGAUUUCAAGGCCUGAAUAAUCUUGCCUCAUUUAUGAAAAACACCCUAUAAACCCUUUCAGUUUGAGUGAAAGGUGUUUGAAAUGCUUUACCUCUGCUUGAAUGAAGAAGUGUGUGGUGGUUUGAGCGUGAGCUGUGUUUGAGUAGCUGACAUGACACCAUUUUUUUUUUUUGUCCAUGAAGGCAAACGCAAAUAUAACAUAAUUUGGUUCAAAUUGUGACCUACAAGUAACUGCCAAAAUAAUGGAAACACUUGAGUAAAUUAGGGAUACAAAGUAUAUUGAAAGCCGGUGAUUCCACACAGGUGUGGUUCCUGAGUUAAUUAAGCAAUUAACAUCCCAUCAUGCUUAGGGUCAUGUAUAAAAAUGCUGGACAGGCCAUGUCUAUGACCCCAUAGGAUGACAAUGCCCUCAUCCACAGGGCACAAGUGGUCAUUGAAUGGUUUGAUGAGCAUGAAAACGAUGUAAACCAUAUGCUAUGGCUGUCUGUCACCAGAUCUCAACCCAAUUUAACACUUUUAUAGGAGAUUCUGGAGUGGUGCCUUAAACAGCUUUUUCCACCACCAUCAACAAAACACCAAAUGAUGGUAUUUCUUGUGGAAUAAUGGUGUCACAUUCCUCCGAUAAGAGUUCCAGAUACUUGUAGAAUCUAUGCCAAGGUGCAUUGAAGCGGUUCUGGCUCGUGGUGGCCCAACGCCCUAUUAAGACGCUUUAAGUUGGAGUUUCCUUUAUUUUGGCAGUUACCUGUAUUACUAAAAGCUUUUGUUUUUUAAACUUGGAUCAUGAGUAAAUUCAUGCAGUGCAAUAUUUGUUUUCUUACCAUUUUGAACCAAACUGGGUGAUUGUCCAAUGGUGUGACUGUCCCAGGUAAGGUUGUGGAACUUUGAACUUAAGUCAAUUAAUGAAAACAGGAAUAAAAUUCCCUUCACCUACUCUUGUACUUAUGACACAGAAGUCUAUUUCAAGAAACCGUAUUCCCCAAGUCCAUUCAUGAUAUUUCCAAAUAAUUCUGAUUGAUUACAUUUUGUCCCUAAAAUCAAUGUCCACAUUGUGUGACACAAUUCUGUGAUUAAACAACGAGCCAGCAUUUGGGCAAAAACAAUAUACUUUUUAUUUAGACCUUUUUUGGAAGUACAUACCGUGUGUAAUGGCAGUAAUGAUGAUAGUUGCUCUGUGAAACUCCAUAUUUUGGUGAGUACCGUAUGUAUUUUGACAUAACGUUUGCAGAGCUGGUUAAUGGGACUUUGAAUUGAAGGAUCAUGGGCGUCAGAGGAGAACUUGUCAUAUUCAUAGUCUCCUCAAGCCCAGGUACUGGUUCAGGGUGCCGGCAAUAAAUAAAAGGGAAAAAAAGUGUUUUCUUUAACUAAAUUAAAAAAUAAAGUGGCACUCCAGUCUCCUUUUCACCUAAUUUAACACCUGAUUGCUGCUGCCUAUUGAAAUCACUGGCCACUUUAAGAAAUAGAACACUAGUCACUUUAAUAAUGUUUACAUAUCUUGCACUACUCAUCUCAUAUGUAUAUACUGCAUUCUAUUCUAUAAUAUUCUACUGUAUCUUAGUCCAUGCCGCUCUGUCAUUGCUUGUCCAUAUAUGUAUAUAUUCUUAAAUCCCAUUCCUAACUAGUUUUGUGUGUAUUGGGUAUAUGUUGUGAAAUUGUUAGAUAUUACUUGUUGGAUAUUACUGUACUGUCGGAGCUAGAAGCACAAGCAUUUUGCUACAGCCGCUAUAACAUCUGCUAAACACGUGUAUGUGACAAAUAAAAUGUGAUUUGAUUUACUUAACAAGUAAAGUCAUGACAUGGCAUGGGGGGUUUCCUCUUUUGUCUGUUGCGCCUCAAUUGUUCCUCAAGCAAAGGGGGAGGCUGAUGACAUCACUGAUUUCCCAUCGGAACCACUCCUUGAAUGCCCUACUCUUUGAAGUUUGCAGUUGUCAACAAAACACUAUUUUGCUCAAAACUUGUUUUUUUACCCUUGAGUGUGUGAACUUUACUGUAUUUAUACUUGGGAUAAUCGCUUUUCAACAGUAAAAGUAAAAAAAAUCGCUGCAGGAUGUCUGAGGCAGGGAACAUCAUCAUAAUACACAAGUAAACUAACGGUUUUUGUCAAAUUACUGUGAAUUUUACUCAAAAUGUAAUGGGGAGACACUUGGUUACUGUCAUUAUGCAAGUAAAUAAUGGGUUUUUCAAUUGAAAUUCCACAAUAUGAUUACUGAUUUGAAAACAGAAAAAAUAUAUUAAAAAAACAUUUGUCUAUUUGAGAAUCAUUAAACCUUUUUAUAUUAGCAUUAAUUAUGUCACACCAGAGGACAAAUUCAAGGCUCUAAUGCAUGAAAUGGUUAAUUAAUCUGGACAAAACAUUUUAAACACAGAUGGCCACGAAACAUUUGGAAUUGUUUAGAACUAUAUAUUUUUGUACUUACAUUUUAGAGUAAAUAUUUUUUCCACUUGUUUUGGCCAUAUGGCAACUACCCAUGUUGUACUCACUGAAAGUGUGCUUUGUGUGCAAUCUCACUAAAUAUUGAAUGCUACUUUGCCCCUUAGGGCCACUGUAGUAUAUUGUCACACAUAUUAAUUCUAUGGUGACCCCUCUUAUAAAUGUAAGCAUGUUAUGUAAUACGUCAUAGUCCUUUGUCCACGGGUAUCCAAUUAUUUGCCACGGUAGUCCAUUUAAGCCUCUUGCUUCCCGCUUCGCUCAAGGUAAAGGCGUUCUAGUCACUUGGGCAGGGAGUUCUAUGGAACUGUUGAUGUACUGUAGUGUAGCCUACAAGGUUUAAUUCACAGCUUCCAUCAGGCAUUUAUAGCUUAUCUGCUUGGAUAUCACGGUAUCUCUGUAAUAUGAUACAUCCUAGCACUGAAGCAAUACAUCCUGAAGCUCAUCCGUCAGAAAUGUUUUUUUUUUUUCCUUUUUCCUUCUUUCAUCUAAACUUCCCUGUAAUCACAUGAUGGGUGAAAGCACUGUUGCUGGUAGGCCUCAUCCAUAUAUUGCCUUCAUCCUUCCAGCCUUUGAUCAGAUCAGUACAGAUGAAGGAAAGGAUAGUCACUGAAGAGUUCUGAGACACACUAUGUCUGGGAUGGGGGAAUGCGGUCCUGUUUUGGAGGAGGCAAUAUUUUUGCUCCGGCCCAGCACUAACACACCCGAUUCAACUAAUCGAGGUCUUAAUCGAAGACUGAUUAGCUUAUCAUUUGAAUCAGUUGUGUUGGUGCUGGGCUGGAACAGAAGAAGACUUUUUUGCUCCGGCUUUUGCUCUAACACACCUGAUUGGACUGAUAGUAGCGGCCUACAUUGAAGAUGUAGGUGGAUUUGGAUCAUUUUGAAACACGUGUGUUAGUGCUGGACUGGAACAAAAGCAUGCACACACUGCGACCCGAACACCUGUGUAGUGGAUGCAUGUUGUACUGUACACCUCACAGGCCUGAUGUUCCCUUAACUCUUCUUUUCUCAUGUCCAGGAGACGCGUCUGAAAGAGGGCAUCGUCAAGCUACAGCCCCAGGAGGAACCUCUGCGCUCGGAACUGCUCAGUGGGAAGUUCACUGUGCUGGUGAGUCUAAUAGUUUCACGUUUUAAUGUCACGUACACAAGUACAGUGAAAUGCACGACUGUAAGUCGCUUUGGAUAAAAGCGUCUGCUAAAUGGCUUAUUAUUAUUAUUAUUAUUAUUAUUAUUAUAAAUGCCUUUAUUGCAAGCUCUAACCCCAACAAUUCAGUAAUCAAGAACAAUGUUAUUCUAAAAAAUAAGGUAGAACAGAAACACACAAGCCUCCUGUAGCUCAGUUGGUAGAGCAUGGCGCUUGCAACGCCAGGGUUGUGGGUUCGAUUCCCACGGGGGGCCAGUAUGAAAAAUGUAUGCACUCACUAAAACUGUAAGUCGCUCUGGAUAAGAGCGUCUGUUAAAUGACAAAAAAAAUAAAAUAAAAAUAAAUAAGACCACGAUUAAGUAAGUAAGCAUACUAUAUACAGGGUCAGUUCCAGUACCAUAUUUACAAUAUGCAGGGAUACUGGAUUGUUAGAGGUAGAUACUGUAUGUAUAGGGGUAAGGUGACUAGGCAUCAGGAUAUAUGAUUAACAGAGUAGCAGCAGCGUAUAUGAUGAUUGUAUGUGAGUGGGUGUGUGUAGAGUCAGUAUAAAUGUACAGUAUGUGCAUAAUUAUGUGUGUGUGUGAGCAAAUGAUAGAGUGAGUGUUUGUAUGUGUGUUGGAGUAUCAGUGGGCGUAGUGUGUUGGGCCCUGUGAGUGUGCAUAGGGACGGUGCAAAAAUAAGAAUAAAAUACAAAAGUCAACUCUGAUAGUCUGUGUAGAAAUUUAUUUAGCAGUCUUAUGGCAUGGGGAUCGAAGCUGUUCAGGAGCCUGUUGGUGUCAGACUUGAUGCACCAGUAUCACUUGCCAUGCGGAAGCAGAGAGAACAGUCUAUGGCUUGGGUGGUUGGAGUCUUUAAUGAUUUUCCAGGCCUUCCUUUCACACCACCUGAUUGUCCGCACCACCCUCUCUAGUGCCAUGCGAUCGAGGGCGGUGCUAUUUCCAUACCAAGCAAUGGCUUAUACGGAUAGGGCUAAAUUAAAAUGUUUCUUACAGAAUAAAUAUGGAAAGCAUAUGCAUAACCAUGGUAGCAAUUAAAAGGGAACAGUUUGGAGAUUAUGGGAAAAUUCUUAGACUAAAGGUAAGGACACAACAGUUCACCUGACAUGACUGAAUCCAAACAUUACACUGUUGAUCUAAUGUGCAUUUUACAUUUACAUUUUCACCGCAUUUGUUGUUAAUGAAAUCUCAAAAUACUCUGGAUACAUUCAGUAGUAUGAUAAUAAUAUGCUUGGAACAUUUGGGGUAGGUGAAACAUAAGACAAACAAAAUGACAAGGGUUUGAGUGCGAGGUCUAACUGGUGCUUCCAUGUGGCCACACACCUCUCCAAAGUGUGCACAGUUCCUAAGUAAUUUCAAUGCACUUUUAUGACUCAAAAAAGAGUCUUCAACUAUAAGGUGCUUUUUUGAGCUCCCCUAGCUGUGCCAUUAAGGAACCAGGGCAAGCACACUUGUAGUUGUUUUGAACACAGCCCUGCAUCCCCGCCUUUACACAAUUACGGGUACAAUUACAUGUCUGGGACCAACAGGACCUUGAAAAGCUUCUACCCCCAAGCCACAAGACUACUAAAUUGUUAGUUAAAUAGUUAACCAAUAGCUACUAUCUGCAUUGACCUUUUUUGCACUAACUCUUUUGACUCAUCGCAUACGCUGCUGCUACUGUUUAUCUGUCCUGUUGUCUUGUCACUUUAUCCCUACCUGGAGUGCCUUCAGAAAUUAUUCGCACCCCUUUACGUUUUCCACAUUUUGUUGUUACAAAGUGGGAUUAAAAUUGAUGUUUGUUUUUUUUACGAUCUACACAAAAGAAAAAUUGGAACGUUUGUCAAACAUGAAUGAAAAAUAAAACACUAAUAUACACUAUAUAUACAAAAGUAUGUGGACCCCCCUUCAAAUUAGUUGAUUCGGCUAUUUCAGCCACACCCAUUGCUGACAGGUGUACAAAAUUGAACACACAGCCAUGCAAUCUCCAUAGACAAACAUUGGAAGUAGAAUGGCCUUACGGAAUAGCUCAGUGACUUUCAACGUGGCACCGUCAUAGGAUGCCACCUUUCCAACAAGUCAGUUCGUCAGAUUUAUGCCCUGAUAGAGCUUCCCCGGUCAACUGAGUGUGGUUAUUGUGAAGAGGAAACGUCUAGGAGCAACAACGGCUCAGCCACAAAGUGGUAGGCCCCACAAGCUCACAGAAUGGGACCGGCGAGUGCUGUAGCGCGUAAAAAUCUUCUGUCCUCGGUUGCAACAUUCACUACCGAGUUCUAAACUGGCUCUGGAAGCAACGUCAGCACAAGAACUGUUAGUCGGGAGCUUCAUGGAAAAGUGUUCUCUGGAGUGAUGAAUCAUGCUUCACCAUCUGGCAGUCCGACGGACGAAUCUGGGUUUGGUGGAUGCCAGGAAAACGCUACCUGCCCGAAUGCAUAGUGCCAAAUGUAAAGUUUGGUGGAGGAGGAAUAAUGGUCUAGGGCUGUUUUUCAUGGUUUGGACUAGGCCCCUUAGUUCCAGUGAAGGGAAAUCUUAAUGCUACUGCAUACAAUGACAUUAUAGACGAUUCUGUGCUUUCAACUUUGUGGCAACAGUUUGGGGAAGGCCCUUUCCUUUUUCAGCAUGACAAUGCCCCCGUGCACAAUGUGAGGUCCAUACAGAAAUGGUUUGGAAUGCCGACUGCGAGCCAGGUCUAAUCGCCCAACAUCAGUGCCCAAUCUCACUAAUGCUCUUGUGGCUGAAUGGAAGCAAGUCUCAGCAGCAACAUCUAGUGGAAAGCCUUCCCAGAAGAGUGGAGGCUGUUAUGGCAGCAAAGGGGGGAUCAACUCCAUAUUAAUGCCCAUUUUGGAUUUUGGAAUGAGAUGUUUGACGAGUAGGUGUCCACAUACUUUUGGUCAUGUACUGUAUCUUGAUUAGAUAAGUAUUCAACUCCCUGAGAUAAUACAUGUUAGAAUCAUCUUUGGCAGCGAUUACAGCUGUGAAUAUUUCUGGAUAAGUCUCUAAGAGCUUUGCACACUUGAAUUGUACAAUAUUUGAACAUUCUUAUUUUAAAAAAAUUAUUUAAGCUCUGUCAAGUUGGUUGUUGAUCAUUGCUAGCAACUCCAGUGUAAAUUUGGCCUUGUGCUUUAGGUUAUUGUCCUGUUGAAAGGUGAAUUCAUCUCCCAGUGUCUGUUGGAAAGAACCAGGUUUUCCUGUAGGAUUUUCCCUGUGCUUAGCUCUAUUCCGUUUCUUUUAUCAUAAACUCCUUAGUCCUUGCCGAUGACAAGCAUACCCAUAACAUGAUGCAGCCACCACCAUGCUUGAAAAUAUGAAGAGUGGUACUCAGUGAUGUGUUGUGUUGGAUUUGACCCAAACACUUUGUAUUCAGGACAUAAAGUUAAUUUCUUUGGCACAUUUUUUGCAGUUUUACUUUAGUGCCUUAUUGCAGACAGGAUGCAUGUUUGGAAUAUUGUUAAUCUGUACAGGCUUCCUUCUUUUCACUGUUUUAAAGUCACCAUUGGUCUCAUGGUGAAAUCCCUGAGCGAUUUCCAUCCUCUCCGGCAACUGAGUUAGGAAGGACACCUGUAUCUUUGUAGUGACUGGGUGUAUUGAUACACCAUCCAAAGUGUAAUUACUAACUUCACUAUGCUCAAAUGGAUAUUCAUUGUCUGCUUUUUAUUUAAUUUUUACCCAUCUACCAAUAGGUGCCAUUCUUUGCGACGCAUUGGAAAACCUGCCUGGUCUUUGUGGUUGAAUCUGUGUUUGAAAUUCACUGCUCGACUGAGGGACCUUACAAUUAUCUGUAUUGGUCGGGUACAGAGAUGAGGUAGUCAUUAAAAAAAUAAUAAUGUUAAACACUAUUAUUGCACAGAGUCCAUGCAACUUAUUAUGCGAAUUGUUAAGCAUGUUUUUACUCCUGAACUUAUGUAUGCUUACCAUAACAAAGGGGUUGAAUACUUAAAAAAUAACAUUUUAAAAAAUCCAAACAUUUCGAAUAACAUUAUUCCACUUUGACAUUAUGGAGUAUUGUGUGUAGGCCAGUGACAAAAAAUCAAAAUUUCAUUCAUUUUAAAUUCAGGCUGUAAUACAACAAAAUGUGGAAAAAGUCACAACUAGCUAAAUUAUAAAAUACUAUCUUACAGUUUUAGGCUUUCACAAGGCAAUUCAGAGAAGCAGAUUUGUAAUUUUGAUGCGGAUAGAAUGGAGUCAUGAGUAGGGCUGUUACGGUGACACCACACCGGUGGUCAUGACAGCAGUAAAAUUCCAUGUGACCGUUUAGUCACGGUAACUAGGCAUCUCCAAGCUCUGAUGCUGCUGAUGGUCAUUAGUAGCCUAUCAAACUUGCUAACUGCCUUGUAUUCAGCACUCUAUUCUCCCUCAAUCACUCUGACAUCAAUGCAAAUCAAAUCAAACACUUUGAGAGACCAUGAGCUCAUGUUGCGCAACAUUUCUAUAUGCUAUGCAAUUGCGUGGGAAAACAGAGUGAUGGCCUCUAUUAAAAAGAAGAUGAUCCCAUCAGCGUUCUAUAGGCUAGGCCUACUAUAUUUAUUUAUUUAUUUAUUUAUUUAUUUAUUUAUUUAUCUAUUUAUUUAUUUAUUUAUUUAUUUAUCUACCAACUUUCCUAAUAUUAAGUACAUUGCUUCGCUUUACAACAGGAGUAUAGCCUACCUGGCUGGCAUGAAAAUGCACCACGGGAAACGCGUCCUCCAUUCGCUAUUUAAGUGCAUUUAGUUUUUUCAUACAUCUGUUCCGAGACAGGUGCAUGUUAAUGGUCCAUUCUAAAUCAAAACUAAUUUCACACAAUUAUUAUACUCUUAAAGGGAGUGCUCCUAAUCUCAGCUUGUUACCUGUAUAAAAGACACCUGUCCACAGAAGCAAUCAAUCAAUCAGAUUCCAAACUCUCCACCAUGGCCAAGACCAAAGAGCUCUCCAAGGAUGUCAGGGACAAGAUUGUAGACCUACACAAGGCUGGAAUGGGCUACAAGACCAUCGCCAAGCAGCUUGGUGAGAAGGUGACAACAGUUGGUGCGAUUAUUCGCAAAUGGAAGAAACAUAAAGGAACUGUCAAUCUCCCUCGGUCUGGGGCUCCAUGCAAGAUCUCACCUCGUGGAGUUGCAAUGAUCAUGAGAACGGUGAGGAAUCAGCCCAGAACUACACGGGAGGAUCUUGUCAAUGAUCUCAAGGCAGCUGGGACCAUAGUCACCAAGAAAACAAUUGGUAACACACUACGCCGUGAAGGACUGAAAUCCUGCAGCGCCCGCAAGGUCCCCCUGCUCAAGAAAGCACAUCUACAUGCCCGUCUGAAGUUUGCCAAAUGAACAUCUGAAUGAUUCAGAGGAGAACUGGGUGACAGUGUUGUGGUCAGAUGAGACCAAAAUCGAGCUCUUUGGCAUCAACUCAACUCGCGGUGUUUGGAGGAGGAGGAAUGCUGCCUAUGACUCCAAGAACACCAUCCCCACCGUCAAACAUGGAGGUGGAAACAUUAUGCUUUGGGGGUGUUUUUCUGCUAAGGGGACAGGACAACUUCACCGCAUCAAAGGGACGAUGGAUGGGGCCAUGUACCGUCAAAUCUUGGGUGAGAACCUCCUUCCCUCAGUCAGGGCAUUGAAAAUGGGUUGUGGAUGGGUAUUCAAGCAUGACAAUGACCCAAAACACACGGCCAAGGCAACAAAGGAGUGGCUCAAGAAGAAGCACAUUAAGGUCCUGGAGUGGCCUAGCCAGUCUCCAGACCUUAAUCCCAUAGAAAAUCUGUGGAGGGAGCUGAAGGUUCGAGUUGCCAAACGUUAGCCUCAACCAUAAUGACUUGGAGAAGAUUGGGAGUGGGACAAAAUCCCUCCUGAGAUGUGUGCAAACCUGGUGGCCAACUACAAGAAACGUCUGACCUCUGUGAUUGCCAACAAGGGUUUUGCCACCAAGUACUAAGUCAUGUUUUGCAGAGGGGUCAAAUACUUAUUUCCCUCAUUUAAAAUGCAAAUCAAUUUAUAACAUUUUUGACAUGCGUUUUUCUGGAUUUUUUUAUUGUUAUUCUGUCUCUCACUGUUCAAAUAAACCUACCAUUUAAAAUUAUAGACUGAUCAUGUCUUUGUCAGUGGGCAAACUUACAAAAUCAGCAGGGGAUCAAAUACUUUUUUCCCUCACUUUUUAGGUGACGCGUGAGUUUCAAGUUUGGGGAAGAUAAUUUUCACCAUAAAAAUUCAGAUUUUAUAAUAAAGCAUUACAUGCAUAAUCUCAUUUGCGGUCACUUUUGAGAACAGUGUUUUCCCCCUAAUUGAUUGCAUUUUGGAACAUUCGCGCUUAUAGCCUACUGCAGUGUGUGCAUUGCUGCGCUUAUAAUGUAAUGUCAAGACAACUCAGGGUAUAACACAAUGUCAUCUUGUAACGGUAUAUCAAACAUAGUGAUCAUAAAUGUUGACGCUGUACACUGAGUGUAGAAAACAUUAAGAACACCUUCCUAAUAUUGAGUUGCCCUCAGAACAGCCUCAAUUCGUCGGGACAUGGACUCUACAAGAUGUCAAAAGUGUUCCACAAGGAUGCUGGCCCACAGUUGUGUCAAGCUCGCUGGAUGUCCUUUGGGUGGUGGACUAUUCUUGAUACACACAGGAAACUGUUGAGCAUGAAAAACACAGCAGCAUUGCAGUUCUUGACACAAAACAGUGUGCCUGGCACCUGCUACCAUACCACGUUCAAAGGCACUUAAAUCUUUUGUCUUGCCUAGUCACCCUCUGAAUGGCACACAUACACAAUCCAUGUCUCAAUUGCCUCAAAGCUUAAAAAUCCUUCUUUAACCUGUCUCCCCCCAUUCAUCUACACUGAUUUGAAGUGGAUUUAACAAGUGACAUCAAUAAGGGAUCAUAGUUUUCACCUGGUCAGUUAAUGUCAUGGAAAGAGCAGGUGUCCUUAAUGUAAUUUACACUCACUGUAUAUGACAUGAGUUUUAUGAUAUGGAAAUGUGAGGUGCACAUUUGGACUGUGGUGUUUGGCUUGCUUGUAUGACAUCAAUGCGGUAUUAUGAUCCUCAACGUCUCAUCUUUCAAAAAACAUUGAGUCCUCGUAAGUUACAGCAUUUCCCUCACUCAAGCAACAACAAAUGUGCAAAAGCUGCCAAAUUAGCGGGAGGAUGUGGGAAACUUCUUGUCGUGCGUGGUGGUCAAGUUCAGAACGGCUGUCAGUGAAAAUUGUUACAGAGCUGUGAAGCAGAGUCCCUGAGCUCUGAUGUCAUGUAUAGCAUGUUACUGUACAGCCACUGCGUUCCAAUUUAGGCGCUUAUCAGUGUCGAAAUCUGACAUUUUCAACCCAUAUACGGGUUUACUACUGCUACUGCUGCUACUACUACUACUACUACUACUACUACUACUAGAAAUUGUAUCAGAAAUUGGAUUGGACGUUGAAUUCAAGAUGGUAUUUUAUAGUAAUUCACAAUUGUGAAUGAUAAUGGUAAACUGCGCAGAGUUUCAGCAAGAAUCUGGGGGGGGUGGGGGGUGGUGUGUAGAUAUCAGAAUGUUGGGUGUAUGGUAUUAUUUAGAUGACUGUUGGAAUGGGUUAAUAAUAACUCAAUGGUUCAAAUAGAGAAGUUAGGGUCCUUCAAUGUAGUUUGUCUUGGACUGGGAUCAAGUGUGGUAGUGAAGGGUCCCUCCCUCUCUCCCUGCCCUCCUUGCCAGGAAAUCUGAGUCAGUCGACAGGGCUAGAGCUAUGACAGCUGAUUGUCACAGAUCCCUCUUUUCUCCCCCCUCCCUCCCCAUUGUCACGCCACUGCCAGUCUGCUGCAUCGAUUUGAGACAACCUCCUUCCUCAUAGAAAGAAGACUUCCACCACUUCAGCACUGGCCCUCUGUCUGUAUCCUGUCGGGUAUUUUUAGUAACAAGGCUAUUUUGCCCUCAAAUAACAGGAGUGUCCAGGGCCCGUAUUCAUAAAGCGUCUCGGAGCAGGAGUGCUGAUGUAGGAUCAGGUCUUCCCUGUCCAUGUCAUCUUAUUCAUUAUAAUCUAAAAGGCCAAACGUAUCUUAUUAGGCACUCUCACUCUGAGACACUUUAUGAUCUGUGAAUAAUUGCCUUUUUUGGGCAGAGGGUAAAUAAAUUAGUCAAAAUAGUCACUCAAUCCACUUUUUGGAUGCUGGGGUGAGUGUCAAUUGUGGCGAAAUGUAUUGUAUGCUCUUCACUGUUGCGGUUCAGACUAGAGACUAUUCAGUUGAAAUUCUGUCAUUUUGAAUAGGUCACACAGUUACGCACAGUGCACGAACAAUGUCCUUUCAUUGAUACUCCAGUAACCUGGUAACUUGUUUUAAUGAAAUGGGACCCUAGUUUUAACAAUGGUUGCCUCUUAAGUGGGAUGUCCCAUUCAUACUGAUAGUUUCAUACAAGUCACUCCUUCAGAGAUAUGAGGCGGCGCCCAUUUUAAAUCUGACUGUGAACCCAGGCGCCUCCAUCUGGCCAAAGCUCUCAUUGCUUCUCGUGGUCAUGUCCACUCUGCCACCUUGUGGUCAACCUGAACCCAGACCCCAUUUUAGAUACUUGGACCUGCAGGCUGGAUCCAGUGUGCAACUAGUUCUGGAUGCACUUCUUCUGUAAACUGUAUGCACCUCUGUCAGAAUACCACUUACAAUUCCCUGUGUAUUUAUAUCAAUGUAGAAAAUGUGAAAUGAAUACUAAAUUAAACUUGCAGUCCCCUUUUUUUUUUUUUAAUGACUUCUGAUUUGUGAUGCUGCUUGUUCUCCUAAUUUCCUCACCUAAGGUGCUGUAUAGAAUCUCAUUCGAAUGUUAGGGCUGUUGGCGUCUGUGCCUAAGCGGUGCAGCCAAGAAGCACACCCUAAUCUCUCCUUCCUUUUGACCCGUCUCUGUUCUGUUCUACUAGAGUGUGCGAGACCCAUCGGGCGCCUCCAUAGCCUUGUACACAGCCAAGCUCCACCACCCCAACAAGACAGGCAACCAUGUUGUCCUACAGGCUCUCUUCUACCUACUGGACCAGGCUGUGGAGAGGUGAGAACAAAGAUGCAUAUAUUAUAAUAUAUAUGUCAUAUAGCAGACACUUUUAUCCAAAGUGACUUAGCCAUGCGUGCAUACAUUUUUUUACGUAUGGGUGGUCCCGGGAAUCACACCCACCAUCAUGAUGUUGCAAGCGCCACGCUCUACCAACUGAGCUACAGAGGACCAGUAUUAGCCUAUUAUGUGUUCUGUUCAGUUAUGUGGAUGAGACUCCGGCUUAAAUGACUGGAUUUUCUUUUUCAAUAAAAGGAAAUUGAUCAAGACCAUUGGGUAAAGAAAACAGACAAAUUGGACGAAAUAUGAGACAUGUUGGUGUUACACUGUGACAGUGUGUUGUGAAAGUGUGUGUAAUGUGUAUGACCUGACAGUUGAUUUUUGAAUCUUUAUUUUACGCCACUAAUUAUGUGCAGCUGUUAGCGCCUAAGUCAUGCAUUAUAGUGCAUUAUGCAGAGCACAAGGCAUUAUAAAUAUGCUUAUAAUGUAUUAUGAAGAGGGUAUUACCAACAUUUUUUCUUUCUCUCUCUCUUCCCCUAGCUUUGAAACGCAAAGAAACGGCCUGGUGUUCAUUUACGACAUGGCGGGCUCCAACUACACCAACUUUGAGCUGGACCUCAGCAAGAAGAUCCUCAACUUACUCAAGGUUAGAACGUACUGAGCCAGCGUAUUGUAGUAGUGUAUCAAUAUCUGUUCACCAGGCUAAUAUGUUGACAAAAAUGUACACUGUAUGUUUCUGAAAAAGUGGCCAGGAUUGCGAAACCGUUCCAAAACUGCAGCUCUGCUCUCCUCUCCCCCAGGGGGCGUUCCCUGCCAGGCUGAAGAAAGUGUUGAUAGUGGGCGCCCCUGUCUGGUUCCGCGUGCCCUACAACCUGCUGAGCCUACUACUUAAGGAAAAACUCAGGGAGAGGGUGAGUGCAGUGGUAUAAUUCUCACUAUGGGCAGAAUCAUAUCUUUAGAAACAAGCACCGAGUCCAACUAUAACUGUCAAGAAUGUGUGACAGUGACAGACGCUUUCCUCCAAACCGACUAACUAAGUAUAUGUGGCCCAUGCAAGAAUUACACUCACAACCCUGGUGUUGCUAGCACCAAGCAAGCUGUGCCAUCAGUUGCCAUCAAAACACAGUGGUUUUUCAGAUGCAGCAUGAUGGAGAUAUGUUCUGGCAUGGUGCCUAUCCUCCCAGUGCAGAGCAAAGCAUGGCCCCUGUGUCUCUAAAGACAUUGCACCAGUAACCCCUUUCACUCCCUGCCCUAGUUUGGGAACAUCUUCUAGUAAGGAGUGCGCUAGUAAGGAGCAGAUAAACACUCCUGGGACCUGGGGAUGAUCAUUAUGAUCCCUUCCAGUGUAUAAAACCUGACAUUGGAAGGUGAACCGCUGUCCACCCCUGCAAUGUAAUUGAUACACAAGGCACUUCCUCAGCUGUCAUGAUUGAUGGAUUCAAGGUGUCUCCACGGUGACCUCUACACAGGAAGUCACUCCCCUCAGGGAAAGCGAACGUUUUGGGAUCAGGAAUCUCCACUGCAGCAUCCAAAAUGGCACUCUACACCCUAUAUAGUGCACUACUUUUGAUCAGAGCCCUAUGGACCCUAGUCAAAAGUAGUGCACUAUAUAGGGAAAAAGGUGCCCUUUUAGACUCAGUCCAUGUCACUGUAGAUUUCACUAAACAUAUGACAAAUCUUUCACUUGCCUCUGAUAGAUACAGUAUGUACUGUAUCUCUUAAAGCAGAUUAGUUAAGAAGGCAGUAGGAGAGUGAUUUGAUUUUCCUCACCAGAACUAGGAAGACGAUUGAGUUAGUCAUUGAUGAUCUUGUUUAACUUUAACCUGCAUCUUUUCAUGAACUGGAGAGGAGGUCAUGAUAUUGAGUGCUUGGUGUUAUCACCACAAUCACAUUAUUCAUUGAUGAGAUGACGUUUGUAGAAUGGCUCUAAUAUGCAACAUCAGAACUGGAAUCCAUUUAUUGAUCGGCAUGGGAGCAUAAAUGAAAGCACACUGUUUUUUUCAGUGUUUCCCAAACUCGGGCCUGGCAGCUUUGAUUAUUUCAAUCAGCUGUGUAGUGACAGGGCAAAAACCAAAACGUGCAUCCAGGGUGGGCCCCAGGAAUGAGUUUGGGAAACCCUGGUUUUAUUCAUCGACUUCCUAUUUUUUUCAAAUCGAGUCACAUUUUCAAUCUGAUGUCUUGUCCCAUGAUUCAUUUAAUGGAAUGAAAUCAACCUAAUCCCCUAUUAUUGUACAGAAUCCAUUUAGAACAUCCUCAAGACUGAAACCUACAGCUUACAAAUCAGGAUGUCCUAAAAAAGGAUUCCAUACUUGUAUUGACAUGUGGUCCAGUUUGAAUGACGUGAGUGUGUUUCGAAACGGAGCAAGGAUGUCAUUUGACUGUGGUAGGUGAAGCCCUCACUCUCUCCUACCUCCUUCCCCUCUCCACUCCCAGGUCCAGAUGGUCAAAAUGUCUGACCUCCGCCAGCACCUCCCACGGGACUGUCUCCCUGAGCACCUGGGGGGGCUGCUGCCCCUGGACGCCCACGGCUGGAACCAGCAGCUCCUGGCUGGGCAUAACGGCCGCGUGGAUCCCGUGGAUGAGCUGGUUGGCAUCCCCCUGGAGGACUCGUCAGUCCACAACCCCGGGCCGGAGGCCAUGCGCCUACCUGAGCUCGUUGCCCACCUGGGCAGGCUCCAGCGCUCAGGCAUCCACCUGGAGUAUGAGGAAAUCCGCAAGGAGCAACCACCAGGGACAUUCCACUGUGCCCUGUGAGUAGAUGGGUAGAAGCACUUUUAAAGGGUUAGCUUUGGGUUAGUCUACAUUUCCAGGCUUUUGAGCUGCACGGGGAGAAGCCUAGACCGUUAAGACCCGUAUUCACAAAGCGUCUCAGAGUAAGAGCUGAUCUAGAAUCAGAUCCCUCCAGUCCAUAUAAUCUUGUUCUUUAUGAUCUAAAAGGCAAAACUGAUCAUAUACCUGCACUCCUACUCUGACUCUUUGUGAGGCCCAUGAACCCUCACUGGGUUAAAAAUGAGAGGAGACUAUGUGGGUUUAUCAAUUAAACCAAGCAGGUAGCUUAGUGGUUAAGAGCGUUGUGCCAGUAACCGAAAGGUCGCUGGUUCUAAUCCCCGAGCCGACUAGGUGAAAAAUCUGUCUGUGACCUUGAGCAAGGCACUUAACCCUAAUUGCUCCUGUAAGUCGCUCUGGAUAAGAGUGUCUGCUAAAUGACUAAAAAUGUAAGAAGCAAAGCAUCAAACUGGGUGGCAAAACUUUGCACCAGUCCCUUGGAGUUGGAACUUGAUGUAAUGUUUUAUGAUAUUCAUAAAUCACCACUGGUUGAUUUGUAUCUGUCAAAAUCUCUCCAGUACUGCAUACAACCAGGAGAGGAAUCGCUAUGGGGAUGUCCUGUGUCUUGACCAAACAAGAGUUCGCCUGGUAGCUAGACGAAACGAGGUGUGUACUUCUCAAAAGUCAAAUGACAAUGUCAUCAUGCAGUUACAAAGUUUACAGAAUCAUAACAUAAGAGAUAUCAGUAACACUUUCUAGGAACCACCUGUGCAUAGUGCAUACAGUGCCUUCACUAAGUAUUCACACCCCUGACUUAUUCCACAUUUUGUUGUUAAAGCCUGAAUUCAAAAUGGAUUAAAUAUUAUAAUUGUUUUCGUCCAUCCUACACAAUACCCCAUAAUGACAAAGUGAAAAUAUAUUUGUUUAAAUGUUUGCACAUUUAUUGAAAAUGAAAUACAGAUAUCUCAUUUAUAUAAGUAUCCACACCCCUGAGUCAAUACUUUGUAGAAGCACCUUUGGCAGCAAUUACAGAUUUGAGUCAUCUUGAAUAUGUCUGUAUCAGCUUUGAACAUCUGGAUUUGGGGAUUUCUCCCAUUCCUUGCAGAUUUUCUCAAGCUCUGUUUAGUUAGAUGGGGAGUGGCGGUGAACAGCAAUCUUCAAGUCUUUCCACAGAAUUUCAAUGGGAUUUAAGUCUGGGCUUUGGCUAGGCCACUCAAGGACUCACAUUCUUGUGCUGAAGCAAUUCCAACGUUGCUUUGGCUGUAUGCUUUGGGUCAUUGUCCUGUUGGAACGUAAAUCUUCGCUCCAGUCUAAGGUUGUUUGCACUCUGAAGCGGGUUGUCAUUGAUGAUUUGCCUGUAUUUGGCUCCAUUCAUUGUUCCCUCUAUCCUUACCAGUCUCCCAGUCCCUGCCGCUGAAAAGCAUCCCCAUAGCAUGAUGCUGCCACCAUCAUGCUUCACGGUAGGGAUGGUGUUAGACGGGUGAUGAGCUGUGCCUGGUUUUCUCCAGACAUAGCGCUUUGCAUUCAGGCCAAAGAGUUCAGUUUAUGUCGCAUCAGACCACAUAAUCGUUUGCCUUAUGCUCUGAGUCAUUCAUGUGCCUUUUUGCAAACUCCAGGCGUGCUGUCAUGUCCCUUUUCCUCAGGAGUGGCUUCCGUCUGGCCACUCUCCCAUAAAGCCCAGAUUGGUGAAGUGCUGUAGAGACUGUUGUCCUUCUGGCAGGUUCUCCUAUCUCAGCCAAGGAACUCUGUAGUUCUGUCAGAGUGGUCAGUGUGUUCUUGGUCACCUCCCUGACCAAGGUCCUUCUUGCCCGGUUGCUCAGUUUGGUCGGACGACCAGAGUCUGGCACAGUCUGGGUAGUUCCAUAUUUCCCAAUGAUGGAGACCGCUGUGCUCUUGGAAACUUUCAACACUCUAGAAAUUGAAACUUCCCCAGAUAUAUGCCUCAUCACAAUUAUAUCUCAGAGAUCUACUGACAGUUCCUUGGACUUCAUGGUAUAGUUUCUGCUCUGAAUAUGCACUAUCAACUGUGGGACCUAAUAUACUGAGUGUACAAAACAUUAGGAACACCUGCUCUUUCCAUGACAUGGAUUGACCAGGUGAAUCCAGGUGAAAGCUAUGAUCCCUUAUUGAUGUCACCUGUUAAAUCCACUUCAAUCUGUGUAGAUGAAGGGAAUGAGACCGGUUAAAGGAGGAUUUUUAAGCCAACAUGACACAACUGUGGGAAGCAUUGGAGUCAACAUGGGCGAGCAUCCCUGUGGAACGCUUUCGACACCUUGUAGAGUCCAUGCCCCGAUGUAUUGAGGCUGUUCUGAGGGCAAAGGGGGUGCAACUCAAUAUUAGGAAGGUGUUCCUAAUGUUUUGAACACUCAGUGUAUAGACACAGGUGUUUCUUUCUAAAUCAUGUCCAAACAAUUGAAUUGGCCACAGGUGGACUCCAAUCACGUUGUAGCGAUAGUUCAAGGAUGAUCGAAGGGAAUUGGAGUGUCCAUAGCAAACGGGUGUGAAUACUUACACUACUGGUCAAAAGUUUUAGAACACCUACUCAUUCAAGGGUUUUUCUUUAUUUUUUUCUAUUUCCUACAUUGUAGAAUAAUAGUGAAGACAUCAAAACUAUGAAAUAACACAUGGAAUCAUGUAGUAACCAAAAAAGUGUUAAACAAAUCAAAACAUAUUUUAUAUUUCAGAUUCUUCAAAUAGCCACCCUUUGCCUUGAUGACAACUUUGCACACUCUUGGCAUUCUCUCAACCAGCUUCACCGGGAAUGCUUUUCCAACAGUCUUGGAGUUCCCACAUAUGCUGAGCACUUGUUGGCUGCUUUUCCUUCACUCUGCCAUCCGACUCAUCCCAAACCAUCUCAAUUUGGUUGAGGUCGGGGGAUUGUGAAGGCCAGGUCAUCUGAUACAGCACUGCAUCACUGUUUUUCUUGGUGAAGGUGUGUUGGGUCAUUGUCCUGUUGAAAAACAAAUGAUAGUCCCACUAAGGCCAAACCAGAUGGGAUGGCAUAUUGCUGCUGAAUGCUGUGGUAGCCAUGCUGGUUAAGUGUGCCUUGAAUUCUAAAUAAAUCACUGACAGUGUCACCAGCAAAGCACCCCCACACCAUAACACCUCCUCCUCCAUGCUUUAGGUGGGAAAUACACAUGCGGAGAUCAUCAGUUCACCCACACCGAGUCUCACAAAGACACAGCAGUUGGAACCAAAAAUCUCAAAUUUGGACUCCAGACCAAAGGACACAUUUCCACCAGUCUAAUGUCCAUUGCUCGUGUUUCUUGGCCCAAGCAAGUCUCUUCUUAUUAUUGGUGUCCUUUAGUAGUGGUUUCUUUGUAGCAAUUCGACCAUGAAGGCCUGAUUCACACAGUCUCCUCUGAACAGUUGAUGUUGAGAUGUGUCUGUUACUUGAACUCUGAAGCAUUUAUUUGGGCUGCAAUUUCUGAGGCUGGUAACCCUAAUGAACUUAUCCUCUGCAGCAGAGGUAACUCUGUGAAUGAAUAGGUGUUCUAAUACCUUUGAAUUAGAUAUUUCUAUAUUUCAUUUUCAAUAAAUUUGCAAAAAUGUCUGAACAUGGUUUCACUUUGUCAUAAUGGGGUAUUGUGUGUAGAUGGGUGAGAUUAUAUAUAUUUUUAAUCAAUUUUGGAUUCAGGCUGUAACACAACAAUGUGGAAUUAGUUAAGGGGUAGGAAUACUUUCUGAAGGCAUUGCCUUGCAUCAAGGACAAAGUGCAUUAGAAGACUUGCUGUAAGCAUUCCCAUCUUUGUAAAUGCACAUAUGCCUACGCAUUACAUGUGGUUCCUAGAACUUUAAAUAUUAAUUUAAAUGUUGUAUUAAUCUUAAGACAAAAAAACACAUAACUGAGCUAUAUUGUCGUAUGUUUGUAUUUAAUAGACUCUCCAUCUCUUUCAGCCUCUAAUAGAAUGUUGAAAGGUCAUCUUUGGUUCAGGUGCUUGUAAAAUAAAGCCUUUAGUUUUACACUCAGCAGGCUCACCAAAGCCCUCUGAUAAAUGGCUCAAAACCACCUUGAUAGCGCUAUAUUUCUAUACACUACAUUCCUUUGGCAUUUGUCCAACAGGGCUCUAUAAUGUUAUCUGAAUUGCCACUGUACAGCUUUGAUGUUUUAAGAGCCCUAUUCUCUUGGUCGCUGUGACAAUGUCCUGUUUGUUCCCACAGAGAUCGGACUACAUCAACGCCAGCUUCAUGGACGGCUACAAACAGAAGAAUGCGUACAUCGGUACUCAAGGUACAAAGAUGGCCGUCUAUGACACCUGCUAGUUUCACCAUCAGAGACUUUUGCACAAAUAAUUGUUUAUGGGAUAUUAAUUCAUUUGUAAGAGGUUCCUUUGGUUCUCAAACUAUUGGUAUUUUAGUAACGCUAAAGUCGACAGGUAUAAUGCAUUAUGAUGUGGUGUAUGCAUUGGAAGACUUGUCAUAAGCAUUUAUGACCCCCUGAUAUUUAACUAAAUCAUUUUGAGUCAGUUGAAAAUGUGAUGCAUAAAGACACAUUUUAAAUGCCCAGUGCAGUCAAAAACGUGAUUUUCCUGUGUUUUAUAUAUAUUUCCACACUGAGGUUGGAAUAAUACAGUGAAAAUGAUAAUAAUGCCCUUUUAGGGUAACAGCCUGUUUUGGUGGGAUGGAGUUUUGGCCUGCCUGGUGACAUCACCAGGAGGUAAAUUAGUUAAUAGACCAAUAAGAAAGAGUUCCAAACCUCUCGGCCAAUAACAGCUAGUUUUCAGUUUUCCUUUCCCGACUCAGACCACUCCCAGACAGUCCUAGCAAAAUUCUUGCUUGAGAAAUUGCUCUUGCUAAGAAGCUGUUUUUGUUUCUUUUUGACCAUUUUCAUUGAAAACAAUCACAGUAAAGUACUUAAUUGUUACCCAGAUUUUAUAUUUAGAUCAAAAUGGCUACUUUGGGCAUUUAACAUAUAGCAUGUUAUAAGUGGAUACGACCGCGAUGACCAGACGCUCUCGGACUAUGAGAGAAAACGUAGUCUGAUGAAAAGAGUAGCAGUGUUCUCUGGGGUGAUCCAUGUCAGGGCCAAAAUGUCAAGGGACUGAAGGGCAGCAUAGGCUGAAAUGAACUCUACAUUCUUGACCGCAGAACGGCAGUUCCAAAUAUUGCCAGAAGCUUUAAUUUCGGUGAUUACUAGUGAGCAGGACACAGUCAAGAAACUGUAUAAAUGUAGGUCCAUUAUCAUUUCUACACAGUUUCAAUUUGGUUUUUGUCCUUUUAAAGUAUUUUAGUUCAGGAAUUGGCGUAAGCAGCAUGAGUCCAUAGCCCAAUCCUGCCUGGCAUCAACGGUAUAGGCUGGUAGUGUAAUGAUGUGGGGAAUGUUGUCCUAACAUGUUUGGUCCCUUGAUACCAAUUGAGCAACGUUUCCAUCCCCCAAAUAAUUCAGGCUGUUCUGGAGGCAAAGGGGGGUCCGACCUGGUACUAGGUCGACGUACCUAAUAAACUGGACACUGAGUGUCACACAUACACAGGCUGUAUGUUUGACACCACUGCUUUAUGAUGUCUUUAUUAUAAGGUAUAUCACAAGUAGUUAAUUCCCUUCAUUCUACUCUGCUGUCCAUAGGACCACUGGAGAAAACCUAUGGGGAUUUCUGGAGAAUGGUCUGGGAGCAAAACGUGCUAGUCAUUGUCAUGACAACAAGGUAGUUCAUCUUCUUACAUAUUUGUUUUACUCAGUGGGAUUUGAAACUAUAUCAAUUCUUAAUUGUGGCAUGAAGUAGAGUAUUGUUGUUAAAUGAGUCAUUGACAUUUGGAAUUGUUGAUAUGUGGUGACUGUUGUGAACCAGAUGCAGAUGUAGGUUACAAUGGGGCACUUCCUAGAGGUUCUUGAGUUCUAGAAAGAUCGUCAAUACCCUCAUGGAGAUAAUUGAUCUGCGUGUUGCAGGACGGACGAGGGAGGUCGGAAGAAGUGUGGUCAGUACUGGCCUCUGGAGGAAGGCGGUCAGGAGGUAUACGGUCACAUGGCUGUGGUUAACCAGAGAGUGGACAACCACUCCCACUACAACCAGACCACCCUGGAGCUGCACAACAUGGAGGUACAGUAUCUAGCUACAGGUCUAAAGUGACCUCUGCUCCCUUUACCCAAGGAAGAACACAUGCUUUCCCAACGCUGAAUUUGUAUUUUUUCCAAGGACAGAAAUCUGAGAUUAUCUAGCUAUAGCACACACUACUAUCUCUUCUCAAACUGUUGGCUAACAUCAAAACUUCCAUCAAGUUUGAACAUGUAAGAAAACGAUUGCAAAAUAUUGGUGGUUGUUCACCCAUUUGAAGCUCAUCUCAUGGGCUGUGUGUGUGUCUGUCUGUACUGUCCUAACCAGAAUUGUGAGCAGAGGCGGGUGACCCACUUCCAGUACCUGAGCUGGCCCGACUACGGUGUCCCCACCUCGGCCGUGACGCUCAUCGACUUCCUGGGGGCCGUCAAGAGGCAGCAGAGGCAGGCAGUGAAGGCCAUGGGGCCCCAGUGGAGGGGCCACCCCCUGGGACCCCCCAUGGUGGUUCACUGCAGUGCUGGCAUCGGCAGAACAGGUGAACUAUUCAUUCUCACUGACGACCACCACUCCUUUAGUCUAUGCGUCAGACUCAUUCUAGUCCUUGAGUCCCAAAUAAAGACACAUAAAACAUGACAUCAUAAAGGUUCAUACAUGCUUAUAUCGAGAACUUAAUUAUCUUCUUUCCUCCCAAUGUGUAACGCACAGAAUGAAAUAUAAUCUCUAUGGACAGUCAUAGGUGUCACCUCAAUUUCUCUAAUAGGGAUUCUAUUUCUAUGGCCAUCACCUUGGCUAUAAUGUAUGGAGGCCAUAGUGAACUAAAGUUAUUCCUGCAUUUUCCCCACAACAACACAUCUGUUAAUAAUGAUGUUUCCCCCCUUCCCUCUCCUGUCCCCAGGUACCUUCUGUGCCCUGGACAUCUGUCUGUCCCAGCUGCAGGAUGUGGGGAUGCUCAACGUGUGUCAGACGGUGCGGCGGAUGAGGACACAGAGGGCCUUCACCAUCCAGACCCCCGACCAAUACUACUUCUGCCACAACGCCAUCCUGGAGCACGCUCAGAGACAGGGCCUGCUCUCAGCCAAUCAGUGA
This is a messenger RNA of Coregonus sp. 'balchen', 44771 nucleotides long. Lineage: Eukaryota; Metazoa; Chordata; Actinopteri; Salmoniformes; Salmonidae. The record is from the annotation of a GenBank genome assembly.